This is a messenger RNA of Pelobates cultripes (western spadefoot toad), 56534 nucleotides long. The record is from the annotation of a GenBank genome assembly. Lineage: Eukaryota; Metazoa; Chordata; Amphibia; Anura; Pelobatidae.
AUGAAUGUCCUGUAUCCUGUAGUAACCCGGAGCCUCUCAGCAACCAGAGCCGACAGUGUGGGAGAUAAGGAUCUCCUGCACACAUCAUGGGCUGAGGCUGACAGGCUGAAGGCAGGAGACCGAGCAGGAGGAUCUACUGAUUUCAAACAGUAAGUAAACUUAUCUUAAAAAUUGAGAGUGAGUGUGUGCAUAAGAGAGUAUGAGUGUGAGUGUGACAGAGUGUGAGAGAGAGUGAGAGAGUGAGUGUGAGAGAGUGAAAGAGUGAGUGUGUGAGAGAGUGAGUGUGUGAGAGAGAGUGUGAGAAAGUGAGGGAGAGUAAGGGAGAGAGUGUGAGAGAGAGUGAGGGAGGGAGGGAGGGAGAGAGUGAGUGUGAGUGAGAGAGUGUGAGAGAGUGAGUUUGAGUAAGAGAGUGUGAGUGAGUGAGAAAGUGUGAGUGAGAGAGUGAGUGUAGAUAGAAGUAGAUAGAAAUAGAUAGAAAGCAAUAGAUAGAGAUAGAUAGAUCAAUAGAGCCGGCCUUAGACCUUUAGGCGCCCUGUGCGAAACAUCUUCGCAGCACCCCCCUAUGCCCUGUCAUCUCUGUAUAGUGUGUGUAUAGAAGUGUAGUGAUUGUAUAGGGGAUUUAUUAAAUUAAUAAUGAUUUAAAAAUAAAUAUUCAUUACACACAUACACACAGAGUUACAGGCAGACAGUCACACACACACACAGUUACAGGCAGACAAUUACAAAUACAUACAGGUACAGAUGGACAGUCACGUACAUACAUUUACACACACACAGUGUAACACACACACCGUUACAUGCAGACAGCCACACACAAACAGGCAGACAGUCACACACACGCACACACACACAGGCAGACAGCCACACACACACACACACACAGAGGCAGACAGUCACACACACAGAGGCAGACAGUCACACACACACAUCCAGACAGUCACAAACAGGCAGACAGUUACAUAUAGUUACCUCUAUUCAUUAUGCAGCUCCUGGAUUCUGGUUGUUGGGGAAGCAGGGACUCCUUCCUGCUUCCCAUGCAGAAAUUACCCGGCACUUCUAGCCCCACCCCCACCGUAAUUUAGCCCCGUCUCGCCACGUGCUAAGCCCCGCCGCAAUGUUUUUUUUGUUUUUUUUUCCCGGGUGGAGAAUAAUGAAAUCCUCCAUCCAGGUAGCCGGCAAUGUGUGAGCAGUGUCGGCCGCAGGGCGCCCCCUGCUCCAUGGCGCCCUGUGCGGCUGCACAGCUCGCACACCCCUAAGGCCGGCCUUGUAUAUAGAAAUAGAUAGAUAGAUAGAAAUAUAGAUAGAUAGAUAGAUAGAUAGAUAGAGAUUAGACAUGUGCAAUUUGUUUUUCCAAAUGUAAAUUUUGUUUACCUUCAUUUAUUGAUAUAUUUUUUUUGACAUGUGUAUCCUACCAGCUCGUUAGUAAAAAAAAAAAAAGCAUUCAAAGAGGCAGUAUCCAUUCCACACCCAGUACUUUAUAAUAUAAAAUUAUGUUUUUCUGAACAAAAUUGCAUAUUUCUUGCUCUUAAUUUGUUGAAUUAAUCUAAAGAAAUAGUGUGCUGAGUUGAGUAAUAGUUUGCCAACUCCUCGUCGAUGUGUUCUGGGUGAAACAGCUCCGAACUCGCUUGAAAUAUGAUAUUUGGCUCCCUAAUAUGGACAACUCACCGAGGUGGCAUAACUGAGCCAUUGCCGUGGACUUUUUCAGUCUUUUUCCGACUUGGAUCUCUUUUUCUUUGAUGACGGCAGCUAGCAGCACACAGUUUUCAGUGUUGCUGAAAGGGGGGCCACGUGAUCUUUCACCAAGGGGGGCCUCCUCAAAUGAGGAGUCUGCACUACCAGAAGUAGUCAAUAUUAGGGCCCGUUUUCUCCCAGGCAAAAUCCUCCCUGUGACGAAGUGCCCUUCGCCACUUGUGCCUGGAGAGGACUGCUUGCCCGCCUCUUGCCCUGUGACUAUGGCCCCUGGGAUGUAUUGCCCUUUAAAGACAUGAUUUGGGCAUAAUGGAUUUGUGUUGUACUGCUGCUGGCCCUUUAAGAACCAUCUGGGGACAUACUGUGGAGUUACUGGGUGGCCACCAUUUCCUGUAUCAGAAGCACAUGGUGAGAACAAUGGAUGGCGGCCAUUUUAACUCACAGACACUGUUUGGACUUUUCAACACGGUGCCAUCUCGCCAGUAUUUGGUGCACAGAGACAUCGUGCAGUGGUUUUGGACUAUACAGCAGGGGACACAUUAUAAAGUGAUUGUUUUUCAUUUAGCCUGUAUAUGUUCUGCAGAAUCUGCAUUAAACUGUAUUUUCCAAAGUACUGAACGGAUCUGGGUGAAUUUUGGAUAUGUGGUUCACCCAGAUCCCCCGGUUCCAAGGAUAUACUUUUAUGGGGUUAUUGCAUGUUUUGGGGUCCCUGUGUGUUUUAUGAAACUGUAUUAUUUCUGGCCAGCAGAUAAUUGAGCUUUGUGUAUUGUAGAAACUCAAUUAUCUAGCCUGGCCCAGAGGAGGAGUUUUGUGUUGCAUAAAUUGUGAGUUCUGUGUGCCAGUAAAUCAGUCUUGUUCCAGCAUUAAGCCUUGGCUCAUGUUUGGGGGAUUGGAGAAAUACACUCUGGGGAUUGCUAUAAUCACUAUACUCCCCAGGGUAUGAUCACUAAGUUCUGCUAAGAGCUUGUUCCUGCUCUCUGGGGAAAGAGAGGUUCACCCACUGGAAGCUGGAUCCUGGCCUUGGGUCCAGGGUGGGUGGAGACAGCAGAGACCCCAGCGCAGUUGCAUCGCUGGAAGUGGGGUCUGCAGUGCUGAUGGUGUCGGUUGGAGUGCCAGUCCUCGGCAAGCGCUAGGAGCAUCGAUUGGCGGAGGAACUCAGUCGGAGUGCCAGCGUUCCGUCACACUCCCCAACUCACUUCAUCUACCCUCAUCCCUGGGAGCCUCUUUCCCACCACCCUGCCUGGGCAAAUCCUCCCCAACCCCCCACUUCCCUGCCCCUAGAACGCUUAGCUUCCCUCUCACUACCCUCGCUGCCCCUAGAACGCCUAUCUUCCCUCGCACCACCCUCCCUGCCCAUAAAAUGCUUAGCUUCCCUUGCACCACCCUCUCUGCCCCUAGAACGCUUUGCUUCCCUCGCACCACACUGCCUGCCCCUAUAACGCUUAGCUUCCCUCGCACCACCCUCCCUGCCCCUAGAACACCUACGUUACCUACCACCACACUCCCCGAGCAAAUCCCACACAACUACCCCACAACCACCACUCUCCCCAGGGGACACUACACUGCUCUCUCUACCAGUCACAACUACCCCACUACCUGUGUGUGUUACCCUGUGUGUCUGUAACAAGGUAAAACAUUCAAGGGUAUGUAAACUUUUGAUCAGAGCCAUUUGGGUGAUUUCUUUUAUCAUAAUGAUUUAAAAGGGAGCCAAAUAACUGUGUGAUAAUAAAUGGCUUCGUAUGAUCACUAUCCUUGAAUGGUCAGUCAUAUUUUCAAAAACACUGCUGAAAUUUCACAAUUUCUGCCAGGGUAUGCAAAAUUGUGAGCACAACUGUACAAUAAUGAGAAGUAUUUUUUUUUUAAUUGGGGAGGUGUGGCAACGGUGGCUCAUGGUGCUGCAUUUAUAAAGAUUUGAGCAUUAGGACAGCAUUAUAAUGAGGCCGAAACCUAUCAAGUUGUGAUUGUAUCCAGAUUGUUUCUCUAAUUGAGUUGCUUCAGACCACAUGAGCAAAUAUAUUGAAUAUAGCAAGGUUGGUUUGUACUAUACCAAAUAUUAACAAUGAGAGUUGUAUUACAACAACAGCUGUCAUUGUAAUGGUUUCUUUCCUCUGCCAAGAAAACAGUGUAUCAGGUUAAUAAAUCUUCUAGCAUUGUAAAAAUCUCAAUCAUGAUGGAAAAUUAUUUCGUGGAAAAUAAUAUUUCCAGUAUACUGUAGUUCUCAUUACAAAGUUACACAGAAACAGAGAGUUCAACUAUUAAGAAACAAAAUAUUCUAUGAAAAAAAAGAGUAAAUAUUUCUAAUUUCUUGCACAAAUGGGUAACUCGGAGUCUGUUGAGGUAUGUUAGCAUGUGCUACAGUGCACUCUGGUGGUAUUAAAUUAUAUCCUUUUUUAAAUUUGCUUUCUUAGUAGCUGUAAUAGAAGUAAAAGAAAAAAUGGUCAUACAAUGACAAAUGUGUUUUAGUAAAUAUAUAAUUUCUUUUCUUUUUUAAAACUCCAUGAUUCAGGCUUAAGUUUGAGAAUUAAAAAAUAUAUGAUCUGUUGAGUUCUCUUUCUUUGCUGUUGUAGGGCUGUUGGUCUCUUCCCCGGAGACUGGAUCUCCUGCAUGUUGUUGACAGAGACCAGUGGUGCUCAGCCCUGGUGCCAGCUCUUCUGCUGGGAUUACAAUCUGCACCUGUGGAGGGAGGCUGACUGCUUCUACCUUCUCUUACUGGUUUGAAAUUGGAUGCAAGGGAGGGAGACGAAGUACCUCUACUCCCUUGGUUCCACUCUGCUGCUCCCUGGGAUCCACUUGUGUUGCCAGCUACUGCUGUGGAGAGAGGCCAACUACCUCUAGCUGAUUUUGCAUGGUUGCCAUCUCCCGCUGGGGAUGGAGGCCGACUACCUUCACUCCCUGUAGCCAAAUCUGUCGCUGGAGAGAGAGUUUGACUACCUCCCCUUCCUUGGCUGUGAUUUGUCACCUGCAAGGGAGGCCAACAACCUCAAAUGUAAAGUCCAGGGGAAGGGCAGAGGUUAGCGGUGCACUGCCCUAGGACUCACUCUUUUGCUAAGCUAACUGCAUCUGAUGCCUCGUGCUCUUGGGCUACCGGUGGGUUUGGCCAGAGGCCAGCGGUGCUCUGCUUUGAUGUCAGCUCUUCUGCUGAAGGAGUGUCACCUGCAUUUUCUCCCUAGAUCUUAUCCAGAAACUCCUUACUCUCCAUCUCUAACCUCCAUUUUUCAGCCAUGAGUUCCAUCAGUUCACCCUAGCCAUCUGAAAUAUGUGCAAUACCCAACUCCUCUAUUCAUCUGCACUGUAUCUCCCAGACCUGGACAUUGUUUUCAGCCCUGUAGUUUUCAUCAUAUUGUAUGGAAUACCACAAGGCUCCAGGGUCACUGUAGACACUGUGGGAAGUAGACCUCAGGCUCACUACAGUAUUCAUGCCAUGCUCUGGAAUGUAAGGCUCCAUAAUGGUCCUCCAGAUAUAUUACAUCCUGAAUCCAGCUAUCCAGCCACUUAAUAUCCUGCAGGGUAGGCUGAGGUCUUAAGAUGAAGGGAUUCCAUAGCUCUCUCUCCUGGUUAGGCUAUGACUCUAUUUCUUUAGUUAGCUCUGCCUCUGCUCAUGUAUGGCUGACCAGGCAGGUCCACUUCUCUUCAUGAGCACAUCAUUCUAGAUCAAUUGCAGCACCUUUGCCGAUGGAUUGUCUUUGAGGAAAGCAAUCCCUCUGAAACGCUCAUCUGGAACUACUCCUCGGAAGAGGACUCUGCACAGGUGUUAGCUCUGUCCAUCUCCCUGAGUUCCAAAAGAUCCUGGUGGUUUCUUGAUUGUUUCCCCAAUAGCUAGGAAGCCAUCCACUGCCACCAAAUGUGUGUAAGUCCACCAAGUCCGCUUCCCUGGAAACCCUGGAAACCCUGGAAAUCUUCAGUCCCAAUGGUCAAAGCUUCAUUGGGGUUUCUCAGAAACUCUUCCACCCAACAGGCUGCAGCUCUCUUCUUCUAGGCAGGUAUCAUCCCCUCUGCCCUUGGCUCUUCAGCUACAUUCCAAGGCAGGUAUACACACCUCUACCUAGGCUGUAAUUAGCUACUGCCUUUACAAAGGUACUUGUAUCUCUCCAGUUUAGCUCUCUUUUUAACUUGUUCCAGGAUACAGGGACCAAGCAACCAGCCAACAAGUCAAAAUACUCUGUUACUGGGAUCCCUGAAUAAAUCAACCAGAGGAUACAGUUUCAAAAUGAACAAUACAAAGCUUUAUGUUUACUUGGGACCAGCCCAUGUGCUCAUUACAUCAAACUUGCUGUGACAAACUCAAUAUAAUACAAAUAACCAAAUCAUAUCAGAAAACAUACAGGAACUUAUAACAACAUAUUUAUAAAAGGACGGGGAAGACAAUAAUAACACAAAAUAUAUUUUCUGUCUGCAAUAUUCAUAAUAUGCAAAUCUACCUGAAUAUGCAAAUUAACAAGCCUUGCUAUUCAGGUAGUACAUACAGCUAUUUCAGGAUGCCUACAAUCAACAGAUGGCACUGUACAGGCUCCACGACCAAAGCCACCUAUUUGGUUGAGAGAAUCAGCAGGAAAGGAAAGCACACAAAACAUUUAACACCAAUCUGUCUGUCACGAAUAUUAACCCAAAUACGCAGAGUUUAGGAUAGCAAGGAACAGACUAAUGAAGAAUAAAAGUCUUACCGGGCCAUAGAGUGGCCGGACCUAUCAUUAGACAGAGAAAAACGUAGUCUAAAUACUAGGCCAAGGAGACAGCGAAAAUGAGAACUAGCCAGAGUCAGGUACAUGGCAAAAAUCAGAUGGGCAAACAAGACUGGCAAGGAUUAAUGAGAAACUCAGAGUCAGGAAACAAGGUCAAUACCGGCAUAAAAUACAAAUCACUAGGAACGCAAAGGGUACUGGGAACAGAAACCACAAAAGGGCACAUAAUCUAGGGACAGGUAAGUUUAAAUACUUUUAUUUUAUUUUUUUAUUUGAUUGGUCAACGUCAUGCCUCCACCCCAAAAUGUGCGUGAAUGGGGGUGCCGGAAUGACGUGGGCCAAUGGGAGCCAACCGCAAGGUUAGGCUCCCAUUUCCCCUUUAAGAGCGCACACGCGACGCGAGCAGCGUUCCCAAUACCGUUCGGGGUGCACAGCCCGCAAGAAGCAAGGAGUCCUCGUGUCGGCAGGGAUCCUCGGAUGGAGCCACGCGUAGCUCGAUCACUCCUGCCUUAAUGCGAGCCACAUGUGACUACAUCCGAGGACCCUUGCCGGCACGAGGACUAGGUAAGUACUAUUACGCAAUCACAUUACACGCACCCUGCACCCACAGUGGGCACAGAGUAACAUAGGAGUCAUCCAGGGACCUUAUUAAAAUGUCCAUCUUAUGCUCCCAAUAAUGGUGACUAUUGUCACAAGUUGCCAGCCCUCCCCUGGCACAAAUAUAAUACUGCAUUCAAGCACACACUACACACAAACACACAAUUGCAUUCACUAAUACAACACACAGAUAUACCCUUACAUUCCAAAGCCAACACUACACCCAAACACACCGCUGCAUUUAAACGGCAACACUACACACACUGCAGUUCAAUAAACCACUGCAUUCAAAUGACAACAGUACGCACAAACACAAACCCUGCAUACAAAUGCCAACACUGCAGUUCAAUAUACCACUGCAUUCAAAUGACAACAGUACGCACAAACGCAAACCCUGCAUUCAAACACCAACAUUACAGCACUGCAUUCGAAUGGCAACAGUACAUGCAAACACACAACAGCAUUCAAACACCAACACGACUACACACAAAAACAACGUUUUAAUGUGGCACGCUGGAAAUCCCUAUACAUCAACAACACAUACACUCAUCAUCCUCAGCCAUCCUUGCAAGAAUCACCAUCUGAAAUCAGCAGACCUGCUAAGUAUAACUGUGCUAAAAAAAACAAACAUCUGCAUCUGGGUAUCUGGGUGUUUUUAUUUCCAUUCGGUUGCAUAAAACAAAAGAGAAAGAGGCAACCAAUGCUGAGUGCAGGGUUAACCACGCUGCAGUUUCAGAGAAAACUGGAGCCAGUCAGCUGUCAGGGGAGUGGAAAACCAGGGAGGAAGUUUAAACAUUGUUUACCACAAGGCUGUAAAGACAUGCUGUCAGCAUUUGUUCCUUCUUUCACAGUCUGACACUAAACCUCACCAUGAUAGCAGGAAAGAUCACUGGGCUCAUAGUGACAGAUGUCCGUUUCCCGACCUCUCUGGGUCACCACGGUUCUGAUGCCAUGGUAAGAAAUUAAAAUAAACCUUUCCCGUGCAAGUUUGUAGCACACAUUCACACUGUGUCUGGCAGGAUUAACCGUAGGCUUGCCCAACCUUAACCACAAGGCUUGUAAUCCUAUCAGUGAUUCGAGAUUUCUCCAGUUAACAGACAAUUAACCAACACACUGCACUGGUUAUUUACUAAAUCGGGAAUUGCAGUGAUCCAGAAACUGGAUUGCGAAACAUAGGCCGGAAUGGACAAAUUGGGAAUUAUACCCAAGCAGGAGUCAUGAAAUAUAACUGAGAGUUUUCAAACUCCACUAUUUUGGCCCAAGUUUUGUAAGUUAGUUUUUUAUUCAUCAAAAUUCACUAAUUUGAAAAUAAAUACAUGUGACAAGUGAUCAUUACUAAAAAGACUAAAUUAACUGACCUAGGCCACUUUGCUUUAUAACCAUAUGAAACCAAGAGGCUACACUCACCCCCCAGCAGCACCCUCUACUGUAUGCAUGUUCAAGUGAGUGCAGCCUCUUGGUUUCAUAUAUAUAUAUUUAGGAGACCAGGCCAACUCCUUGGUUUUGCCCCCCUCCCUGUCACAGGUGACUCAUUCAAGGGCCGUAUUUAACCAUGCACUGCAGAGAGUCCCAGGAGGAAGUAUUUCCUAAGUAGAUUAAACUCAUAAAAUUAGGCAUUAGAUUGCUAGAGUAGGACCUGCCAAGAAUGGGGUACAUUGAUGUUGUGGCAGGCUUAUACAAUAUAUGGAUCAUAUAAUGUAACUAAACCCCCAGUAUUUUUUUGCCUACGUGAGGUGUUUUUAAAUCAGACUAUUUAUUACAUUCUGUGAGACUUAACGUUGCUGUUUAGUGAAUGAGCAAGUGCACUGGAUCUUGUAUGUUGCUUCAUAACCUUGUGUUUCCUGUGUACUUGAGGCAUUAUACUUUACUACUAGACUAGAGAGAUUUAUCAGAGCACUGGACACUGGAGCCAUUCUGGUGCAAAAUGACAAAUAAAGAGCAAUCAAAAAAGAAACCAAUAAAAUGUCUGUAAAUAUUUAGCACUUUGCCCCAGAACAGAACAAAUGUUACCUUGAAAAACCUCGCCCUAUAUAUUGUGCCACCAAUAUAAAAUGGACUCUGCUAUAAAGUGACAAAGGCGCAGCGCUGUAUUUACAGUGAGGCUAACAAGGCAUUUGCCUUGGGCAGCACUUUCCAGGGGGCGGCAAAAAAUACUGCCCCCAAAUGUCCAGGCAAACGCCUUGUUAGUCUCGUUUUAUAGGGGCCCAAGAGCUUGUAGGCCACCUUUGCUCCCCACCCCCUGGGGCAGGCAGCCAGUUGUGUUCCGGGUAGACAAUGAAGGAAUGCUGUCCUCUGAGCUUUUCCUGCUCAGCUCCCUUGCGUGCCCCGUAUUGGUGUCGGGAUCUGCAAAAUGAUGUCAGUCCAGCUCCCGGCACAGCUCCCUCGCCGCCUACUUUAGACACCCGGCUACCUUCCUGCCUACCCGCAAGCUUGCCAGCCUGCCUGCCUACCCAGCAACCCCACUGGACCCCAGGUAAAUAAUCCAUCCAGCUCUCCCAAAAGUAGGGAGGCUGGGUGGAUUUAAAUUUAAAAAAAUUAUAAUUUGGGAGUGUUGGGGGAAAGUGUGUGUGUGUGUGUGCAUUUGUUUGUCAGUGAAUGUGUGUGUGUAUCUGUCAGUGAAUGUGUGUGUGUCUGUCAGUGAGUGUGUGUUUUUGACAGUGAGUGAUUGUGGGUUUCUUUCAGUGUGUGUGUGUGUGUGUGUGUGUGUGUGUCUGUCAGUGAAUGUGUGUGUGUCUGUCAGUGAAUGUAUGUGUGAGUGAGCGUGUGUGUCUUUUAGUGAAGGUGUACUUCGUGAUUGUGUGUGUUUGUCAGUGAGUGUGCGUAUCGCCAGUGUGUGUUUGUGCCUGUCAGUGUGUGUCUGAAUGAUUGUGUGUCUGUCAGAUUGUGUCAAAUCUGUGAGUAUGUGUGUGUAUGUAUGUUAAUGUAUCUGAGAGUGUGUGUCGAUGUGUGUUAGUCUUUAACAGCAAGAGGUGAGGCCUUGGCAGGCAGGGGUUGGGCAAAUUUAAAUUAGGGUGUGCCCGAGUUCCAUCAUGCCUAGGGCAGCACCAAUCCAAAAUACACCACUGCAAAGGCAUCCAUAUAAUCUAUACAGUUUUGAUGCCAGAAUGCCAAAACUUGUGUGGAUGAGACCUAUUAAUCAAAGACAUUUGUCUCUGCUAGAUUUUGAUUAUUUGAGCCUGAAGUUUUAUAUGGCUUACUUGGGAAUGUAUUUAAAAAAACAAAACAAUAUAUUGUUGAGAAUUGUAAACCAAAAUGGUUAAAAUUAGGCUAAAAUAAGUCACACUGGGAAAGUAGCUGAGUUGGAUUGUUUUCAACUCCAUUUAUAUUUUUAAACUUUGGUUUCCAUUCACUAGACUAUGCAGUUAGUCCAAAAUACCUAACAUAGCUGGAUUACACGUGUGCAAACCUCACUCAUUUACCCUUUUUAUGUCCCUUUCAAUUCCCCAAUUAACAGUGACAAACAUGUGAAAACAUUUCUGGUUGAUGAAUAAAGCAAGUAAAGUUCAAAUACGCACUGUUACAUGGUGAAAUCCAUAACACAGCAAAUACAUGUACAUCAUACCCAAAUAUGGGUUCUGAAUACACUUAAAGGGUAGAUGAAGUUGUUUUGGUGCCUGGAGUGUUCCUUUAAUAUUAAGAACAUUUGGUUAACAGCAGUGACAAGGACAGCAACAACAAGAGUUACAUCUAGUUUUACAGAAUAAUGUUUUCCAACUUUGGAAGCAAUAACUGCAGGAAAGGCAUCAAUGUCUUGACACCCUUCCUCCCCCAGUUUAAGUUUGCAAACUGUGUUAGAAUGGUUUGUCUUUUUACCUGGGUUUACCUGCCUCUACUACUUCAGACAGAGAACCGGCAGUGCAGAGGUUAGAUAAGUGCAAUCGCCUGAUGUUCUCAGACAACGAGCAAGCUCUGUACUGCAGAGCUCAGCUCAGGAGAGCUAAUGCAAGCUCUCAAAUGUAAGCAGUGGAGGUGGGUACUGGCACCGAAACGACUCCAGGCAAGAAAUCAAACCGUUCUAUAAUAGUGUGUAGAAAUUUUACAAACUUAGUACUAAUUUGUGAGUUACUCAAUGAUUUGUAUAUCUCUCUUUUAUUACUGUAGCACACAGAUCCUGAUUACUCAGCAGCUUAUGUUGUGAUUGAAACUGAUGCAGAUGAUGGUUUAAAGGGCUACGGACUUACUUUUACCUUGGGAAAAGGCACAGAAAUUGGUACGUAAUAGGUAAUUUUGUGCAAAAGAAUGUGAGGGUUUGUUUCAUCUGACGUUCUAAGCCUUCUCUCAGGCUACCCAAUACAAUUUGUGAAAGUUUAUCAGGCAGUUCUGUUAAAUACUUCCCAUAAUGUCUAAAGAGUGACAAAAAUGACCAUGUGUUUUCUUUUAUAUAUAUAUAAAAAUGCACAGAGGGGGCGGGGCCUGACAGUUGACCAAGCUGGUCGCAUGUAACUAGAGCUCCUUAGGAAAAGCCUUUUAGUCAGCUAAAACCUCGAUGUCCAAAGUGCAAUCUUGGCACAAACUUUCCUUACUUACACUCUGCCAAUUGUCUGACCAACUUCUGCCUGGUUUUUGCUGGCAUUCAUUCGUGACAAAUUAUCCUGCGGCCUGCUGUUAUGCUGGUUAUGCUGAAGCCAGGGUAUGUGGACGAUGCUCUGCCCUGGUGUGCCAAAUACCUUAUGCCCGAGCUCCUUUCCCCCCUCUAUGGACCGGUGGGGGUUAUCCCAGUCCCCACUGAGGUGCUCGUGAAGCCUUACCAGCGACACCGAAGUAUCAGGUGACUCUGGGGGGCCGAGGCCUGUCUUUUAAGAUGGCUGCCGUGCCUGAGGCCUCCACACAGCAGCCCUCCAUUGUGGAACUGCUUCUCCAAAAGCUUGGCCAGCUGUGGGAGGGGUUAUGAGAGACUCUAUGUAACCGCGUGCUUCCUCGACUUCCCAUAGUUUGGGUCGAGGCCUCACAGGUCCCGACUGCCCCACGGUGUAGCAAAAUGAGACCUCAUUUGGAUAUGCCGCGCAUGGUGUCGAGGAAGGUACGGCGCCCCAACGCCAGGUCCUGUAACCAACCCCAGACCUAACCCGGUACCACCCAUGACACAGCCUAAUUUUAAUAGAAGAACCCCUGUAGUAUGUCACCAGUGCAAUCAGCCAGGGCACUACAAAAUACAGGAGACGCGAGUGGAGACCACAACUGGAACGACCUAACUCUCAAGCUGGCACAUACCUACCUGAACGGCAUGUUGCACGGGGAAUCUCCUCACGGUAUGACCUACAAGGGCGGCGAGCAUCGAUGUCUCUCCCAGGAAGCUUACUAGUCACAACAAUGGAGGCCAGACCACAAGAAGCAUUGUCCGGAUGAGUGUGGUGGCUGAAGUCCAGUAGGGCAUCCUGUUCAUUUUGUAUGGACUCAAGUACUACAAAGACAUCCAUCCCUCUAAGGGCAGAGGCUAUGCUUCUCAUAUACAGCAAAAUAUAUUUUAUUAUAUGAUUGCUAGAGUUUGAUCUUUUGUUUUCAGUUAACCUUUUUAAGUACAAAAUUUGCUGUGGUCUGGACUCUUAACGUUGAGAGUUCAGCACCUUUUUAUUUGAUAAAUGGAACAGACAAGCGGAUAAUGCCAUAGCGUAAACAUACUAAAAAUGGAAAUAAACAGCAAAAAUACACAGUAUAUAGCAAGAUUAGAUUGUUACUCAAGAGGUUGAAAAAUAAAAAUAAAAACUGAUGACCAGGGCCGGAUUAACAUAGGGGCUGAUGGAGCUGCAGCUCCAGGCCCAGACCAAGGCCCAUGGAAUAGGCCCAUUUAAAAAUAAAAAUAAAAAUAAAAAAUUUUUAAACUUAUUUUUUUUUUUUUUUAACACACUACUCUUAGGUUUGCCACCUGACUGGUAUUUUAAGACACAGUCGUUAUUUGAGGCUGCCUGGCUGUGAUGGUAUUGCAGUAAUACCGGCAAUAUAUAUGCAAAUAUUUUUUUCAGUAUAAACGGAGAUUACUGUGUGUGGAGAAAGGCAGGAAUAGGAAGUUACAGCAUAUCCCUCCCUGCCUCUCUCUACUCACUGAUCCGCAGGGGAGCAGCUACACAGCACAGAGAGUUCAGACAGUAGCUCCCAGCCUGCAGAGACAGACUAUAGCUCAGGGAAGUGAGGGAUGAGGGGAAAGGUAGCAGGGAGACAUGGGGACACUGAGACACUAGGGGACACAUGGGGACUUAGACACUUGGGGACACUGGGAGACGUGGGGACACUGAGACACUGGGAAACAUGGGGACACUGAGACACUAUUGGACACUGUGAGACAUGGGGACACUGAUACACAUGGGGACGCUGUGAGACAUAGGUAGACACAUUGGGACACGGAGACACUAGGAACACAGUGUCUCCAUGUCUCCCAGCCAGUGUCCUCUAGUGUCUCAGUGUCCCCUAGUCUCCCAGUGUCCCCAUGUCUACCAGCCAGUGUCCCCUUGCCAGUGUCUGUGUCCCUAGUGUCCCUAUGUCUUCCACUGUCCCCAAAUAUCUCAGUGUCCCCAUGUCUCCCAGUGUCCCCAUUUCUAUGUCCACAAGUGCCCCCAUGUCUCCCAGUGUCCCCAAGCCUCCCAGCCAGUGUCCCUAGGUUCUCAGUGUCCCCAUGUCUCCCACUGUCCCCUAGUCUCCCAGUGUCUCUGUCCCCAUGUCUCCCAGUCUCUGUGUCCCCGUGUCUCAGUGUCCCCAUGUCGCCCAAUGUCUCCAUGUCUCCCAGUGUCCCCAUGUCUGUAUCCACAAGUGCCCCCAUGUCUCUCAGUGCCCCCAUGUCUCCCAGUGUCCCCAUGUCUCUGUGUCCUCAUGUCUCUCAGUGUCCCUUAGUAUCCUAGUAACACGGGACACACUGAGACAUGGGGACACUGGGAGAAAUGGAGACACAGACACUGGGAGACUAGGGGACUGGCCUUCCAAUUCUUUGGACACACAUAUCCCCUUUCUGGGCAUGUUUGCCCAUUUUGCCACUUCUGGUUACGUGAUUCGCAUCAGUGGCCCACUCUUUUACCCCGCCCAUUGACUUCCUGCUUCACUGGACACUGCUGUUAGGGGGUAUGGAUUUACUUGAAAGAUGAAAGCAUAAAUUACAUAAAGAAAUUAGCAAAGAGUAUGUGUUUUCUUAUAGCUGCAUCCUUUGAGUUUCCCUCCAACACCAACUCCAUCAGAGACAUGACGCUUGAGAGGUAUGACUGUUUUAGUGUUUUUGGUCGAUAAGAUUCUGUAAUUAGGCCCCAUCAUAAUUGUCAGUACCAGGCCCACUGGGCUCUUAAUCUGGCUCUGCUGAUGACCAUCUUGUAACACCGUCAAUUUCAGCUUGUUAUGUAACAAAAGCACCACAAAAAUAAAUAAUAUUUAAAAAAGAAAAGGAAAAUAAAUAAGGUGGGACUAUAUAUCUAAAGAUAAGCAAAUGUAUAUGUGAGCUUUGAAAACAUGAGGCAACUAAAAGGUUUCUAAACUGAACAAACAGUCUGUGGCAAACAUCAGGAUACACCAAUCAGAAAAUUAUUACAAAAUAAUUAAAUAAUGUUAUUGGAAAUAAUAUUUUAUUAAAUGCAACAUGAGUAUAUAAUGAGAAUUCUGAGUUCCCUACAUUGUUAAGGUUUUGUUUUUUUUUUUUUUUUGUUUUUUUAUAGACAAUGCAUUUAACAAAAUAAUAACAAAUACAAUAAUUUUUAAAAACAAAAAUGAUGCACACUUUUGCCUCUCAUUCAUUUUCUGCAGUUCCAUUGGGUUUGCAGCUGCUGCAGUGAGUCUUGAAUAGGAACUAUCUUAAAAUCUUUUAGCCAUGUCAUGCAUUCUGAACCAUACAGUGUAGUGUGGAAUAAAAGUAUAUGGGUAUUAAAGUGCCAAUUGCAAAGUAUCUUAUAUACCUUAAGGUAUGUAAUCUUUUAAUCGAGGUUGAAUACCUUUAAGAAAAUAAAUAUAUGCAAUAGUGUAAAACCAUGUGGUGUAUAUGGUUUUACACUAUUGCAUAUAUUUAUUUUCUACCUCGAUUAAAAGAUUACAUAUAUAUAUUUCUGAGCUAUACACCUAUUAAGGGCCUAUGGGUCCAUCAAGGCAACCCUCUCUUUCUUAUUUUCGCGAUCCUCUGAGUCUGAAAUACUUUCAUUAGUCCCUGAUAUUUAGGAUAGCUUAAACUCCUUUACUGUGGUGGAAGGCUAUUCCACUAACCAGGAAAGAUACUCUGGUUUUCAAGUACAUCCUGGGGAUGUUACCUUUCAACAACCAGGGGUUGUUAUUACUAUUACCCAAUUUAAUGGAACCAGGAUUUGAACCUGCAAACCAAGGGUUGAACAGAGUCUACUGAUGCAUUAGCCCACUCAGCUAUCUCACCAAAUAAAAAACUUCAUAAAAUAAUAUAUAAGGAAAGUCUCAUAAACAAUAUAUAUAAAUAGUCCCAGGAUCUCCUUGGAAAUCACCUAACGCGUUUCGGCAUAAAAGCCUUAUAUAUAUUGUUUAUGGGACUUUCCUUAUAUAUUAUUUUAUGAAGUUUUUUUAUUUUAUUUUAUUCUUAAUUAAAGUGUGUGUUUAAUCCUGGACCUGCGUUCCUGAUUUCCACAUUUAUUUUGGGAAGAGCCCAGCAAAAGUUUGUUCCAGUCCUAAGGAUUACCUCUGUUCAAGGCGUGCAAGCUAGAGCCAGCUUCUAAUUGGCUCCCCGUAUGUGAGUGUAAUCUACCCAUACGCUGUAUAUUUUACUCUGGCGUUAUUACCCUAUUUUAUUUUCGGUUUCUUUUUCAGAUAUUAACUUAAUUGUGGGUAAUAUUAUUAUGUAUUGAGUGCUCUCACCAUUUUCUAUUUAUCUAUCACUUGUUUGGCAGUUAUGUUGUCUACAGAAAUGGUUACAUCUUUCACUCUUUAACCAAGCUGUGUUAAUCAAAAUCAUUUAAAAUUUUAAAUACAUUUGUUUUACAGUGGUGUGCGCUGUGAAAGCUCUCUCAAGACAUGUUGUUGGCAGAGCUCUAGAAGAUAUUGUCACUGAUUUCAGAAGGUUCUACAGACAGUUGACAAGUGAUGGACAGCUACGAUGGGUAUGAUUUUAUAAAAUAAUUUUCAAGUGCAUUUUUGAUUUAUAAACUCUUCUCUUGUGAAAUCUGAUAAUUCAUAAAAUCUCUUUUCGUUAUUUUUUUUUUUUUUUUUAAAUGUGUAACUGUAACAUAAAGUGAAUAAUAAGACUGAACCGGAAGCUAAAUGAAGGCCCAAAUUAAUGUAGUGUCUAUUGAAAUUGAAGGCCAAGAUCCAUUUUUUUGCAAAGGCCCCAAGCAGUAUGUGGGGUGCAGGGUGUUAAAAUCAGAGCCUCACAGCAUGGAGGAACCCAGCUAUGCCUCAAGCCCAAUGCUAAUUGAGGAACCUAUCUCAUCUCCAGACCUUUGCACAUGGACACUCUUUGCCCCAUCACCAUUGUAUGGUUUCUCUGGCCAGGCAGUGACCCCUUGUAACCCUUUUCCCCUUAUGUAGGUGACGAUAGGAAUACUGAGAAUGAAAAGAAUGAUAAUGAGAAGAAGACAAGAGAAGGUCACUAACAAAGCAAAGUGACUGAGGAGGUGCUGUAUUUGUGAAUUAAAGAGGAGUUGUAAUGAGGGUGACAUUUUAAAGAGCUAUCAGUUUAUUCAACAGUGUUAAGACCUGCAGUGGUUAUGGUACUGUGGUCUUCUAUUCCUUUCCCAAUACCUGAGCAUAAGUGAUUAUAGCUGCAGCAGGGAGGGGAGGAAUAGUAUAGAUGAAUGCAGUUUCCAAGAUGAUUCUCCCCAACAAACAGAAUAUCCCCCAAACAUGAGCCUAGACUUCAUGAAGGGUGUAACAGGAAUUUUAUGAGAAAUCCUCCUGCAAGAGGACCUCCCACAGCAAACAAAGACAAUAACCAAUCACUAUACAGAUUUACAGUAAUACCCGCCCUCUCUCUGCCUGGGAGAUAUUGCGAUAAGGUAAGGAAUAAAUCAAUUAUCUCCAGGCAGAGGGCACACAAUUUUCCCAAAAGUUGGAACACCCCUUUCCACAUCAGGUAUCCCCACAAAUUAUCCCCUGAUAGCCCCGAUCUGGGGGACAAACAUAUCCAAAUAUCACCCAGAUCGGUUCAGGGGUUCUUAAAAUGUAUGGAAGUCCCAUUUUACCGACCACACACGAGGCUCCUGCCCAAAACAGUUCCACGAAUUCAGCGUGUGCGGUCGGUCAAUUCAGAAAAAGGUAAAAAAUGAACAAAGUACCAAAUUGAUCCUCCUGGCUCAUAGGAGCGAUUGCUCCCCUUGUCUGUACGAACAAAACUACUGAAUGGCGCUCUCCUGGCUGUUCGGCAACCUAAGGAAGCAGGCGUUCGGUAGUUUCAGCGGUGGUUCGUGAGGUUGAGUGUCCGAUUUUAGUUCCAGACACUCGACGACCAAUUCCCACUGACUCCCCUCGUGCGAACAAGAUGGCCGCUGUUUUCUAUUCCACGUGGCAUUCGGCUCACGAACAGCGGCCGCCCAGACAGCACUUAAUAGACGGUUCCUUUGAAGUUAAUGAGCCAGGAGGGUGGUCGGUGUUCGGUAGUUUCAAACUACCGAACCAAUAAAUUCAAUAUACACACAAUACUUGUAGGAAAAAGCCCGAACAAAGAAGAAAAUAUCGAACAAAAGUCUAUUUUCUUCACAAACAGAUCCCUUCAUUUUGAGGAGUGAGACGGAGUUCAAUGGCAAAACUAAAUAUCAUAUAAUCCCCUGCUGGACCGUGAUUUAUGGGAUGAGAAAAAAACCUAUAAACCAGAAAGAGUCUGGGAAGAGUCUGUCUACUACAGUAACCAUUCGUACAAGCACCACAAAUUGGGGAACUUUAAAACAUUAAAAAUCACCCAUAGCUGGUGUUAACCUAUUUUUUUAAUGAGAUUAUCUGUUUUCUUUUAAAUGUAUAUUAAAGAUUUAGAAAAUUACAUUACAGUCCAGUUCAGACAUGUGAAGGCCAGGGCAAAAUAAAGAGGAGAAAUGGUUUGCACAGAGAAAACAUACAGCAAAUGUUUCUGAGACUGGAAACGGCCUAGUUAUUACAAUGAUUGACCGGAAGUUAAGAUGGAGUCUCUCAUUGUAAGAUAAAGAGAUAUGGGUUUCUACAUUUAUUUUAUUUUUCAUAACUCACUUACAAUCACAGAAACCUUUGCUGUGCUUCCUGAUGACCUUUACAACAGUUUUAUAGUGGUAACAGGGGAAACACUGCAGGCAGGGACAGAAAAGAUUACCGUAGCUUAAAGACCAAAAUAUAGCCUCAUACUCUGUCCAUCUUGAUUCCUUUGAGUUUAACUGAGUUAAGUUAAAAUUUAUGUCCGGCUCCUUCUUGGCUGCCGAUUCCUAAAUAUCUGCGGUUUUGUUCAUCCUGGCAUAUGUACGAAAGAAAUUAGUCGUGAUCUCAUGUUUUAAGAUGUUUAUUUAUGCCUUACAAAUAUGAUGUACAAUUGUUUUCAGUGAUAAACUCCUUAAGAAAAAUAACACAUGGGAAAAAAAAAAUACAAAAAAAUAACUCUUAAUAAAAAAUUAAAUCUGACAUAAAUAUCAUCUAACACUGCUGUAAUAAAUAAAAUAAAGUCAUUGAUUUUGUAAACUAUUUAAAAAUCUUAGCUUAUCAUAUUUUAUUGAUUUUAGUAUUUGCUUUCUGUGAGGAAAUUUCAUUUGUUGAGUCAGUUCUAUUUCUGACCCAGCUUUGAUGUCAUUUUCCUUUUGUUGUUUAAAUUUGAUUGUUCGAUAUUUAUUACAUCAAUUAUAUUAUUAUGACGCAGUUUAAAAGUCCUAUUCACAAUGAGUCUGAAUAUGAUGAUGUCAUUACUCUCAGCCAACACACUGGUUCCUUAGAGGGUAGUAAGCCUUUUUUAUUUAAUUUUAUUUAUUCUGUUAGCCCUCUGGCAACUAUUGCUCCUUGCUAUUGGCCAGCGUCAUUCCUGCUUGCCUAAAAUGUGUGCAUUUAUUGACACACAUAUGACACAAUGGUGCAGAUACUUGUAAAAUGAUGCAAAUUAAAAGGCUACUUCACAAUGCUGAACAAUCUAAAAUAAGCUAUUCAUGCCAUAAAACAUGUUCACUGUCAUACACAGUGUGUCAAUAAAAUGUAUGAAGGGUAUGAAGUAAGACUGUGUAUUCAAAAUAUCUGGUAAAAAAAAAUAUCUAUUAUCAUGCAUUAUGCAAAUUGCCCUUUUUGUUUUCUUUUUCAAUUUCAGUUUGUAAAUAAUGAAUUUGUGUAACAUCCCCCGAUGUAUGAAAAUGGGUCAAUAUAUUGAUAUAUAUGUACAAUUUCUAUACCUUUUUAAUAAUUAUAUCUAAUUAUGAAGAAGAAAAUGAUGAUAGGCGUCAUAGUAUAGGAACUCUUUAAGCUUAUACCAGCACUUUUAUAGAGAUCACUCUUACAGACUGCACAUGGAGAGUGAGAAGAAAGGAAGUUAAAGGGACUCUCCAGUGCCAGGAAAACAAUCCGUUUUCCUGGCACUGCAGGUCCCAUCUCCCUCCCACCUCCCAUUCCCGGUUGCUGAAGGGGUGAAAACAUGUCCCACGUCGCUGCUUCUUCCUCUGCCGCUGCUCCUCCCCUUCAUUACGUUAGCCGGCGGGGGAGACUGCAUGCGCAUUAGACCUCUCCAUAGGAAAGCAUUGAAAAUGCUUUUCAAUGCUUUCCUAUGGGGAUUUUAGAGACGCUGGAGGUCCCUUUAAUUUAGGAUAUGUACAAAUAUUUGUACUUAAGUACAAAUAAGUAAUAUCUAGUUCCAGUAUUUAGUUUGCACUGCUUCCCCCUACUUUACAGAGGUUCGCUGUGGCAUAUGUGCAUUAUAAUUUUACCAUUCUAUUGGCUUAUUUCCCUACCUAUCACAUUGGGAGCUGCCCUAUUUAAAAUUGAAUGGGUUCCAACGUCUGUCCCCCUUGAAGUGCUGCCUGUUUUCCCACACAGCUUUCUUCAUAGCAUAUGGAGUGAUUGCAGUACUGUGGACCUGGCUGUGCACUUUUUUGCAAUACCUAUUCGUGUAAUUUCUUUCUGUUUGUACUGUAGCAGGGAUUUUUUUUGCCCUGAAUGUUGCAGCAUGCUCGGCAUGUUUAGUCUACUAUAGGUGUCCUUGAAGGCACACUCAGGGUCAGAUUCUUAGGGGCUCUAUCUCUUCUUCCUAAUUGCUUUUCCCUGCUGCUGUUUUAUGUCUGCCUCUGAUAUACACUGAUACUAACAUUACACUGUGUGUCCUUAUUUGGAUACUUAUCAUUUGUUUUAUGUAUAAACUGUAAGCCUUGAUUUCUCUGCUACUGCCAUUAACCGUACACCAAAGAACAUUUAUUCAUGACAGGAUAGGUUUACAUCCAUUCAUUUAGGAUGUUAUCGUUCACACUGGUACCUUUUAUAUUAUUCUCUGAUUUUUUUUUUUUUUAAUCAUACAAAAUUCAAUAAAAGUUAUGUUUUUAUAUUUACUUUUCUGGUCUGCCUUUGUGUAUUUCUAUAUGUAUAAAUACAGCAUUAUUAAAAAGGCACAAUAUGGAAUUUUCUUUGUGCUAAGGUAUUACUUUUACAUAAAUUAACACUCUAAGCACCAUAGACAGUACAGCCCCUUGUAUUGGUUAUGGUACCCCUUGCCCCUCCCAGGGUACGUAGUCAAACCUUUUGUGAAGCUUUUCUGGCCACCUUCUCUUGUGCUCCUGUAAGCUCCUGCACUGAGCUAAGUGGUUGGUGCUAAGCGUAGCUCAUUGGUGAUGAGCUGGUCCAGCAGAGCACUCCUUGCAGGAACAUCUGGUUACAUAGUUACAUCAAGUCCAUCAAGUUCAGCCUUCCUCAAAUAUGUUUUUGCUGUUGAUCCAAAGGAAGGCAAAAAAAAACCAGUCUGAAGCGCUUCCAAUUUUGCAAGAAAUUAGGGAAAAAUUCCUUCUUGACUCCAAAAUGGCAGUCAGAUAUCUCCUUUGAUCAAGCAGCUAUUCCCCUUCUAAUUAGAAAUUAUAUCCCUGUAUGUUAUGUUUUUGCAAGUAUUUAUCCAAUUGUGAUUUAAACAUUUGUUAGGACUCUGAUCAGGCAGAGAAUUCCAUAUUCUUAUUGCUCUUACUGCAAAAAAUAUUUUUUUGCCUAAGAUGAAAUCUCCUUUCUUCCAGCCAAAAUGCGUGACCUCGUGUCCUAUGUAUAGCCCUGUUUAUGAAUAGAUUUUCAGAUAAUGGUUUGUAUUGGCCCCGAAUAUAUUUGUAUAAUGUUAUGAAAUCUCCACUGAUGCACAGUUUUUCCAAACUAAAGAGAUUUAAACUUUUUAACCUUUUCUUUGUAAUUAAAACUUCCUGUGGUUCCACAGGAAGAGACUACCAGUGCCAGGUGGACUCCAAGUAAGGUGCUGAACCAUUCUUAAGCUGUUUGUCUAGUUACCCUGCGAGAACACCAGGGCACUCCUGCUGCCAUAAUCACUAUAUUGGGCUAUAGUGUUUAUUGUGUUGGAGUGUUCCUUUCAUUACCUUAAUUCUUUAAGUGAAUAAAUAGACAUAUUGUUUCCCAAACAAUGUCUACAUUCAAGCAUAUACAACCAUGCAAGGUGGCGGUGAGCAUGCAACAGAGUUUUAUUUUAUAAGUUUUCAUUCGCUUAUAUCUUUCUUCUCUGAAGAGAAUAUUUGUUUUAAUAAUUUUUUUGUAGAUUGGUCCAGAAAAAGGAGUCAUACAGCUGGCUACCUCUGCUGUUCUUAAUGCUGUUUGGGAUUUAUGGGCUAAAAAAGAAAAGAAGGUAGGUUGACUUUUUAAUGUUUUAUGAAAUAUUGAAAUUAAACUCAUGGGUAUCUAUUACUAAAUGUGCUGAUUAGACCUAUACACUCUGGCCAAGUUUCUGGUCGUAUUUGGUCAAAGAUCUGUUAGGAAUGCUCUUGUGCAUUACCAAACUUACAAGUAUAGGUCAGGAAUAGGGAUGUGCGUGGGCAAAAAAUUAGGUUCGGAAAUUCGGGUAAGUAAAACAAUUUUUCUGCUUCAGCCAUUCGGACCAAUGGCAUUCGGUUCGGUUUGGCACAUUGGAAUUGCCAAACAUCGUCACUUCGGACAUUCGUAAGCAUCCGACUGUACAAAUGGCAUGAAAUUCGUCCGAAUGUACAUUCUGAACCAAAAAAAUUGCACAUGUCUACUUUAUAUAUUCUAUAUAAUAAGUGGCUAAGGAUGUUUGUACGAUGCAGUCAUACGCAGUCCUUCAGGGUCUGCUGGCAGCCGCGAUGUGACGCGUACCGGAUAUGACGUCAUUGCACAAAAGGAAUUAGCUUAUUGCUCAAGAUUCCUGUCAUUAUUCACAUAAUUUUCCCUCCCUCUCUCUUGUUUUGCCACUUUUCAGAAAUCUGAAUCACUUUGGUGCUUCGGAAGUUCGGCGCUUCAGGACUUUGGCACUUCCGACAUUCAUAAACGUCCGAAUGUCCGAAUGGCAUGAAAUUCCUACUUAUGUACAUUCGGAAUGAAACAAAUCGCACAUGUCUAGUCAGGUAUCUGAAGACAGAAAGGACAUAUUACCGGGCCUUAGAAUGGCCGGGUUUAACUUUAAAAAAGAAAGGAGAAAGAGAAAUCUAGCCAAGAUCGGGAUAUCAGAAAUAUGGAAAUGCAAUAUAACUAGCCAGGUCAGGAUUACAGAGGUCAGAAGAGUCCGUAAAUAAGCCAAAACUGAAGAACCAGAAUAGUAGUUUAAAUAUAACACACUAUACGAGGAAACCACAACAAGGCAAUGACAAUUGGGCUAAAACUUACAGAGCUGGAGACCGACUGGUCUACGUCACCCCUGUGAUCGCUAAAAAGUGCAGGGGGCCGCAGUGAUGACAUGGCACUGCCAGAACAGAAAAAAACGGUAGGCAUGCCGCAUCCCUCGCUCUAUCAGGCAGUUUCAGAGCAUUCGCCUCCCGAUAAGUGCAUUUAGUGUAAUCAGAGGGCUGAAUGCAAAUGCAGAUAUUAACUAGGAGGCAGUCAUUCCUGAAUGGUGUGUGCAGCUCUCUCAGGAACGUCGGAGGAGUGUGUUCAUCGGGUAAGUAUCAGGCAGUUUCAGAGCAUUCGCCUCCCGAUAAGUGCAUUCAGUGUAAUCGGAGGGCUGAAUGCAAGUGCAGAUAUUAACUAGGAGGCAGUCAUUCCUGAAUGGUGUGUGCAGCUCUCUCAGGAAAGUCAGAGGAGUGUGUGCAUCGGGUAAGUACUGCAACAGCUCUUGAUUUACAGAGAAUAACCAUAUAUCUGAAAUGGUGUCUAACCUCAGCCGUUCAGCUACUGUUACUCUAUUUUUCAUUCUAGCCUUAGUCUUGCAGAGAAUUAUAGUACUUGAGGACAAUCUAAGAGCUGAAAUUGGACAAUCCAUUGUCACAAUUAGUCCUUAGAGGUAUACAUGUUUCUAAGGGUGGUACUAAAACCAACUCACAAAUGGCUUAUUAAAAGCACUUACAGUGCCUUGCAAAAGUAUUCGCCCCCUUGGCAUUUUUUGUGUUUUGUUGCCUCACACCCUGGAAUUAACAGGGAUUGUUUGAGGAUUUGCAUAAUUUAAUUUACAGAACAUGCCUACAACUUUGAAGAUUUUUUUUUUUUUAAAUUGUGAAGCAAACAAGAAAUAGGACAAAAUAACAGAAAAGGUGCAUAACUAUUCACCCCCCUAAAGUCAAUACUUUGUAGAGCCACCUUUUGCGGCAAUCACAGCUCCAAGUCACUUUGCAUAAGUCUCUAUGAGCUUGCCACAUCUUACCACUGGGAUUUUUGACCAUUCCUCCUUGCAAUACUGCUCCAGCUACUUCAAGUUGGAUGGUUUGUGCUUGUGAACAGCAAUCUUUAAGUCUGACCACAGAUUUUCUAUUGGAUUGAGGUCUGGGCUUUAACUAGGCCAUUCCAACACAUGUUUCCCCUUAAACCACUCAAGUGUUGCUUUAGCAGUGUGUUUGGGGUCAUUGUCCUGCUGGAAGGUGAACCUCCGUCCUAGCUUCAAAUCACGUACAGAGUGGUACAGGUUUUGAUCAAGAAUAUCCCUGUAUUAAGCACCAUCCAUCUUUCCCUCAACUCUGACCAGUUUCCCAGUCCCGGCUGCUGAAAAACAUCCCCACAGCAUGAUGCUGCCACCACCAUGUUUCACUGUGGGGAUGGUGUUCUUUGGGUGAUGUGACGUGUUGGGUUUGCGCCAGACAUAGCGUUUUCAUUGAUGGCUGAAAAGUUACAUUUUAGUCUCAUCAGACCAGAGCACCUUCCUCCAUACAUUUUGGGAGUCUCCCACAUGCCUUUUCACAAAUUCAAAACGUGCCAUUUUGUUUUUUGCUGAAAGUAAUGGCUUUCUUCUGGCCACUCUGCCAUAAAGCCCAAUUAUAUGGAGCGUACGGCUUAUUGUCGUCCUAUGUACAGAUACUCCAGUCUCUGCUGUGGAACUCUGUAGCUCCUCCAGAGUUACCUUAGGGCUCUUUGCUGCCUCUCUGAUUAAUGCCCUCCUUGCCCGGUCUGUGAGUUUUGGUGGGCGGCCGUCUCUUGGCAGGUUUGCUGUUGUGCCAUGUCCUUUCCAUUUGGUUAUGAUAGAUUUGAUGGUGCUCCUGGGGAUCAUCAAAGAUUUGGAUAUUUUUUAAAAACCUAACCCUGACUUGUACUUCUCAACAACAUUGUCCCUUACUUGUUUGGAGAGUCCCUUGGUCUUCAUAGCAGGGUUUGGUUAGUGGUGCCUCUUGCUUAGGUGUUGCAGCCUCUGGGGCCUUUCAAAAAAGGUGUGAAUAUGUAAUGACAGAUCACGUGACACUUAGAUUGCACACAGGUGGACAUCAUUUCACUAAUUAUGUGACUUCUGAAGGUAAUUGGUUGCACCAGAGCUUUUUAUGGGCUUCAAAACAAAGAGGGUGAAUACAUAAGCACAUGCCAAUUUUCUGUUUUCUAUUUCUAAAAAAUAUAGUUUUAUGUGUAUAUUUUUCUCAUUUCACUUCACCAACUUAGACUAUUGUGUUCUGAUCCAUCACAUAAAAUUCAGGUUAAUAAAAUAUUGAACUUAAGGCUGCAAUGUAACAAAAUAGGUAAAAAGUCAAUGGGGUGAAUACUUUUGUAAGGCACUGUAGAAGCUAUUAAAUGCUCCCAAUUCUGCAGUGGUUCAUAUUUUAUAUUCUAAAAGAUGCUUCCACCACCAAGUUUUUUGAGUAGAACUUGCCUUAUGUUCAACCCACUCCUGUCAAUUAAACUCCAAAAUAUGCCCGUUGGAAAAGAUUGAUCCAUACACCAAAAUAUCACAAAAUUACAAUUAUUUACUCGUGAUCUGCGAGAAAGGCAAGAACUGACUACAUUUUUAUACUCUGAAAAGAACCCAAAGAUAUAAAACACUUCAUGUACAUACAGUAUCUCACAAAAAUAAGUACACCCCUCACAUUUUUGUAAAUAUUUUAUUAUAUCUUUUCAUGUGACACUCUGUCACAGUGUAAAGUAGUAAGUGUACUGUCUGUAUAACAGUGUAAAUUUGCUGUCCCCUCAAAAUAACGCAACACACAGCCAUUAAUGUCUAAACCGUUGACAACAAAAGUGAGUGCACCCCUAAGUGGAAAGGUCCAAAUUGGGUCCAAAGUGUCAAUAUUUGUGUGGCCAACAUUAUUUUCCAGCACUGCUUUAACCCUCAUGGGCAUGGAGUUCACCAGAGCUUCACAGGCUGCUACUGGAGUCCUCUUCCACUCCUCCAUGACGACAUCACGGAGCUGGUUGAUGUUAGAGACGCUGCGCUCCCCCACCUUCAGUUUGAGAAUGCCCCACAGGUGCUCAAUAGGGUUUAGGUCUGGAGACAUGCUUGGCCAGUUCAAGAAUUGGUGAACAUAAGGCCAGUAGCAAUUAUCUGGCCACCAAGGACAGGGAGAUAUUAAUGAUCACUCCAAAAUCAGACACUACAUCUGAGAAAAUGUAAUGCUUUUACUUUUCCAUAAACUCUUAAUGGAAACUAUUUAGGCCUUAGAUAGAUUAACUGUCACCUAUAGUUUUAUGUUUCAGCCCUGAGCUUCAUGACAUACAAAUUAUUUGUACUGAUACGUCAUUGGUCAUUAUCACAGGAAGCAAUGGCUGAUUGCUACACUGUAAUCUAUCUAGAAUGAGACGUGAAUACAAAGAGCAAAUAAGAUGGCUUCAUUAAUAGCUAUGUCAUCUGUUCAUAAAUUGAUUGAAAACUAUAUGUAUAGAUACACCUUGCUUCUGUCAGGUUUCAACAGUUGUGUUGGGGUUGAAAUAGUAUGGAAAAAACAUAUGAAAAUUGUUUUACCGUUAGAUAGUUGUGUAUUGUCUUACAUUGUAUCACAAAAUGUCCUACAUUUUUGUUGUUAUAUAUCUUUCUCAUUAAUUCAGCCCCUGUGGAAGCUUCUGACUGACAUGGUAAGAAACUAUAUCUAUUUAUUUUGCUCACUGUAUAUCCAUUUACAAUAUUUUAUUUUACAAAUAUUUAUUUACUCACUUUACCACUUGAUCCCAUUCUGAUUUUCUUUAUAUGGAGCGUCAUAUUAAUUGCACACUAGCCCUGUUUUCAGUGGUGUUAGUUUUCCCAAAGAUGUAUAAUUAACUAGAAUAAUACAUGGCAUAAUAAAAAAAUAAAAUAUAAAAAAAUGUAAUGUUUUAAUCAAUAUUAACAAAUCAUUCAAAGGUUUUCAUGUGGAAAUAAUUGUAGAUAACGCAUUAAAGAGAGAUGAAAAGGGAUACUCGCUGAAAUUACUCUUUUCUGUCGUUACCAUAUAUCUAUGCCUAGUACCAAUUCUAUAGCAAAUCAUUCUAUACCAAUCCACCUGCCAACUUCUCAGAUUGACAGGCUAUAGCUCUGCCAAAAAAAGACUGACGGUCUAUUUAUGGUUAUGGUUAGUGGAGUUUAUUAUGUCUCUUUUAUUAUGUUUAUUAUGUGUUAUGUCUCUUUGAACAAUAUAUAGUAGGUAGGGUGUGGCCUACCUCCGCUAUUUGCCUUCAGUUUCCCCUGGCUGAGGAAAAUUAGCCUAAAUAGGUAAGAUGGAAUCAAAUUCGUCAACUAUCUAUAAGUCAAACUUUAUUUUUCCAUGGGUAAUUUUUAAAGCAUAUUUUGUUAAUGUUACAUCUGUUUGAACAAGCUAUAUUAGUAGGAUAUAACAUAGCUCACAUGUUGGCCUUCAGAUUACCCUGGCUGAGUUAACUGAGCCCAAAUAGGCAAAAUAGAAUCAAAUUCGUAAAUUAGCUAAAAGUCAAAUUUUAUGUGUUCAUGAAGUAAUUGUUGAAGCGUAUUUUGUUAAUGUAAUUCGGAACGUAGCAUGCUUUAACUGACAUUUUUAUUGCCAGAGCCCAAUUCAGUUGCUAUCAUGCAUAGAUUUCAGAUACAUAACUGAUGCACUAUCAGAGGAUGAAGCACUCGGUGAGUCACUGUCUUAAACAGAUUUACUCCCUAGGCAACAAAAAAUAAAUAGAAUAAAGACUUGCAUUCAUCGUAUGAACAGCUAAAGUAACUUUAUUUUGUAGAAAUCCUUCAAAAUGGAAAACGAGGACAGGAAGAAAGAGGUAAUUUAUUUGUUGGCAUUUACAUAACAGCCUUUAAAAUGUAAUUGCUUUAAAUUGUAUUCUUUGAUUUAAACAUUAUAGCUGUCUCUUGGUGCAUUGAUGAAAAAGGCUUAUUGUAGAAACAAAUGUGCAGCUCUCAAACUGUUCCUGAACUAUAGCUCCCAGACUAAGCAUCAAAAUCACUUCAUUUUAAUAAAGUGAUAUUUUUGUUCAGAUGUUACCUCUGCAGCCUAGCAAAUGAAAUAAAAGCCAUUUUUCAGAAACAGAAUGGUUUACAUUUAACCAUUUCCAAGCCUGCUAGUGACAGUCAUUCAGUUAUUGGAUCUAUUUCAAGCUUUGACGUCAACAUGGAAAGCCUCUAUCCUAACACCGAACGUUGUGUGCAUACAUAUCUUCUCUGUGAGAAACAUUGGGUUAAUUGGGUUUAUUCUGUUGCCUAAGUGUCCACUUCCUCUUGUGCAGGCUGGAGAUUUUCCCCCAGUUCAGCUACAUCACUUCUGCCAGUUUCUAAUCUUUGUAUGUACAGUGAGUGCAUGCCAAUAAGGAAGUUAGUUACAGUGGGACCUUGGAACUCGAACAUUCCCGUUCACGAACAAUUCGGAAUUCAAACAAAAAUUUUGCAUUAAAAAUGUCUUGGUACGCGAACGAUCCUCGGUACCCGAACAAAUCAUGCGGCAUUCAUUGGUAAUCUAAAGCAGUGACACCUGCUGGUUCUACGCGAGUAUCAGUAGUCAAACUGUAUUCUGGAGAGGUUGAUGCAGUGGACUCUGUGUAAGUGCAGGGGAGCGAUCUGCCAGGUCAGCCUUUGACAGCUAGAAAAUAUGACUGGACAAGUCCUGUCUACAUGAGUGGCAGCAACUUGGGGGUUAUAAUGGAGGUGAGUGUCCGUUGAGCAACCUUUUGGGACACCGCUGUUCGAUGUUAGGCUUUCAGGUGGCUGGCAGAUUUCUUUGUAAAAGUGAACACAAGUACUAUAGUGACUGCAUGUUGCUGAUACAGUAGUCAAGAAGGAUUGGAUGUACAUGUACAUGAUCACAUCCAUAGGCGUGCGCAGCCUAUUGCAUUAGGGUGUGCACCCUAAAGCACAAACACACGCCGCGUGUAUGUGUAUGUGUGUGUAUAUAUAUAUAUAUAUAUAUAUAUAUAUACACAGGGAGUGCAGAAUUAUUAGGCAAGUUGUAUUUUUGAGGAUUAAUUUUAUUAUUGAACAACAACCAUGUUCUCAAUGAACCCAAAAAACUCAUUAAUAUCAAAGCUGAAUAUUUUUGGAAGUAGUUUUUAGUUUGUUUUUAGUUAUAGCUAUGUUAGGGGGAUAUCUGUGUGUGCAGGUGACUAUUACUGUGCAUAAUUAUUAGGCAACUUAACAAAAAACAAAUAUAUACCCAUUUCAAUUAUUUAUUAUUACCAGUGAAACCAAUAUAACAUCUCAACAUUCACAAAUAUACAUUUCUGACAUUCAAAAACAAAACAAAAACAAAUCAGUGACCAAUAUAGCCACCUUUCUUUGCAAGGACACUCAAAAGCCUGCCAUCCAUGGAUUCUGUCAGUGUUUUGAUCUGUUCACCAUCAACAUUGCGUGCAGCAGCAACCACAGCCUCCCAGACACUGUUCAGAGAGGUGUACUGUUUUCCCUCCUUGUAAAUCUCACAUUUGAUGAUGGACCACAGGUUCUCAAUGGGGUUCAGAUCAGGUGAACAAGGAGGCCAUGUCAUUAGAUUUUCUUCUUUUAUACCCUUUCUUGCCAGCCACGCUGUGGAGUACUUGGACGCGUGUGAUGGAGCAUUGUCCUGCAUGAAAAUCAUGUUUUUCUUGAAGGAUGCAGACUUCUUCCUGUACCACUGCUUGAAGAAGGUGUCUUCCAGGAACUGGCAGUAGGACUGGGAGUUGAGCUUGACUCCAUCCUCAACCCGAAAAGGCCCCACAAGCUCAUCUUUGAUGAUACCAGCCCAAACCAGUACUCCACCUCCACCUUGCUGGCGUCUGAGUCGGACUGGAGCUCUCUGCCCUUUACCAAUCCAGCCACGGGCCCAUCCAUCUGGCCCAUCAAGACUCACUCUCAUUUCAUCAGUCCCUAAAACCUUAGAAAAAUCAGUCUUGAGAUAUUUCUUGGCCCAGUCUUGGCGUUUCAGCUUGUGUGUCUUGUUCAGUGGUGGUCGUCUUUCAGCCUUUCUUACCUUGGCCAUGUCUCUGAGUAUUGCACACCUUGUGCUUUUGGGCACUCCAGUGAUGUUGCAGCUCUGAAAUAUGGCCAAACUGGUGGCAAGUGGCAUCGUGGCAGCUGCACGCUUGACUUUUCUCAGUUCAUGGGUGUGACAGAACCAUCUGUCUGCUGGAUUUUUGCCCGUUCGUCUGUUUGUCCCCGUUCGUAUGAAUGGCUGGUUUCUAUAGCCCAGCCAUUCGAAUGACUCUUUUUCCCGAACAAAUCUGCCGAACGAACGGCCACCCAAGUGAGGAGUGUGCUGCAGGUUAACGAAGUGAUCACCAUUAUAACGUUGUGGUUAACCGCAGACACUUCUCAAUUAAACCGAACUCAGGGUGGUCGUCGUUCGUAUGUCGACCACGAGGCAGCGGCCAUUUUAAAUCAUGCGAACGCCCAGCGGUGUUUGGCUCUAUUUCUAUGGAACUGAAAACGGACACUUUUUCUGCCGAACACCGCUGAAACAAGGGAACGCCUGGCUGCCUCCACGAAAGCAUUUGAACACCGGCCGUUCGGGAGAUUGAGAGCAUACAAAAGACUUAACCCAGAUAGCCCUCCCAUGGAGUCAUUCGUAUACCGAAAGACUGUAAGAACUUUGACUCCAUGGCGAUUGAACUAUGUGUGUGGGAUCUGAGCGCUAUUCGCUAAUAUGCACUCAGAUCCAGGCUAUCUGGGGACAUGUAAUACGAAUGGGAAAUGUUCAGUUUUCAUGUACUUAUGCAUUUUUAUGUCUUUUAUUAUUUUAUGUUUAAAAUGGCGACUGUCCUUGUCCUGGAGUUAAUUGAGUUACUUGGUAAUUAACUCCAGGACAGAGGGGAGGGAAUCAGAAUGCACUGUGGGUAAGAGAUGUGACUGUGUGUCAGGAAUGUCCUUCUAUCUGUCUGUAAUUUAAGUCUUCCAUUUGGUCCCCUAGGGGAGUGUCCACCAGGUGGGAGACCUGCAUAAAUACGGGCAGGUAGCCCACAGUAAAACCAGAUCUUAUUUGACCCUCAAUGCGGAGCUUCUGUCUCGUUAUUGGGGGGAUUUCUUCUUCACGGUUAGAGACUGCUGGAUGGAACUUAAGCCGCUUUGGGGAUAUUAUUGUUCGACGGUUCCUAGCAGUUCGUAUAUUGCCGUUCGGGAGUUUGGAGCCGUUCGUGGAUUUCGAUCGGGAGAUUGUCGCUUCCCCUGCAUUUGGUUCGUGGGUUACAGAGUAAGCGAACAGAGACUGUACUGCAGCCGGGGAAGGUUUACUAAACGGCGGUUUGGCUUAAAGACACGGGAGGUGUCUUAACAAUGGGCAGUUAUUUUGCGCCUUGGUUUUUCCACACGCUUCUUGCGACCCUGUUGACUAUUUUGAAUGAAACGCUUGAUUGUUCGAUGAUCACGCUUCAGAAGCUUUGCAAUUUUAAGAGUGCUGCAUCCCUCUGCAAGAUAUCUCACUAUUUUUGACUUUUCUGACCCAUUUUGCCAAAGGAAAGGAAUUAUGCACACCUGAUAUAGGGUGUUGAUGUCAUUAGACCACACCCCUUCUCAUUACAGAGAUGCACAUCACCUAAUAUGCUUAAUUGGUAGUAGGCUUUCAAGCCUAUACAGCUUGGAGUAAGACAACAUGCAUAAAGAGGAUGAUGUGGUCAAAAUACUCAUUUGUCUAAUAAUUCUGCACUCCCUGUAUAUAUACACACACACAUAUAUAUAUAUAGAUAUACACACACACACACACAUACAUACAUACACUGCUGUGUGUGUGCUGCGUGAGGGUGGUUUGAGGGUGUUGUGUGUGUAAGGGUGCUGUGUGUGUGUGUUUGUGUGUAAGGGUGCCUUGUGUGAGGGUGCUGUUAGUGUGAUGUGUGUUUGAGGGUGCUGUUUGUGUGCUGUGUGUGUGUGAGGGUGUUUGUGUGUGUGUUUGUUAGGGUCCUGUUAGUGUGCUGUGUGUGUGAGGGUGCUGUGUGACACACACUAACAGAUACACACACACACACACACACUAACAGACUCACACACACACACUAACACUAACAUACACACACACUAAGACACACACACUAACAUACACACACACUAACAGACACACACACUAACAGACACACACACUAACACUAACAGACACACACUAACAGACACACACUAACAGACACACACACACUAACAAACACACACACUAACAGACACACACACUAACACUAACAGACACACACACUAACAUAGACACACUAAAACACACACACUAACAUACACACACACUAAGACACACACUAACAUACACACACACUAACAGACACACACACUAACAGACACACACACACAGACACACACUAACAGACACACACACACACACUAACACACUCACUUGUGUUUUUUUUAUUUAACCCCCCCCCCCAGCCUCCUUACCUUUGGGAAUACUGGGGGGGUUCUUCCUCUCCCUGGGGUCCUGUGGCUGCAGGGUGGGCGGCGCUGGGCGGGCAGGAGGGCGGCGAGGGAGCUCUUUCCCUGAGCGCUCUGCUCAGCUCCCUCGCGCGCCGCCAGCAGAGUGAGGCCGGGAGCCGGAAGAUGACGCUCACCCAGCGCCGCCCGCCCAGCAUGUCUGUUAGCCGCGAGGCUAACAAGGCAUUUGCCCUGGGCAUUUGGGGGCGGCUUUUUUGCCUUGUUUUAAAUGCCUUGUUUGCCUCGCGGCUAAUACGCCCCUGAUGUGUGUGCUGUGUGUGUGUGUGUGCUGUAUGUGUGUGGUGUGUGUGGGUGAUUGUGGGGGUGGAGGUGGGGGUACAUUACUUAGUAUCCCCCCUCCCUUCUUACCUUAUGUAGGGAGGGGGGAUUCUUGUUCCUGCUGCUUUCCCUGGUGGUCCAGUGGAGAGUGAACCGGUCUUACUCCAUAGGUGUGCCACGGGGAUUAGGGUGUGCCCAGGCACACCCCGUGCGCACACUUAUGAUCACAUCUGGUACAUGAUAUGUCUGGAACGGAUUAAUUAAAUUUCCAUUAAUUCCUAAGGGGAAUUUGAACAGCCUUCUGGAACGGAUUAAGUUCAAGUUCCGAGGUUCCACUGUAUUUCUGAAAGGAGGUGUGGCUAAGGGAAAGGAUUAUGGUGCCGUAAAUUGCAAAACUGUUUUUUGUUUUGUUUUUUUACAAAAACUAAAGAGAAUUAAACAUGCAAACAAAUAUAAUACGAUUAUAAUGUCAAAAGUUAUUAAGUCCCCAGAGAGCCCCUUUAACUGAUUUCCCGUAAUGUAAUAAAAAAAUUUAUAUCACCCCUGAUUUGCUGCUGAACAUGAUGAUUAAAAGAUUGUAUUUGGUUCUUUUAAAUGUCAAACUUUGCUUGUAUUUACCUGUGAGGUGUAGUGCCACAGGGGACCUGCGUGGGGGGCUCGACCUCUUCAGAUGACGGCUGUACCUUUUUCUCACUUUCUUUCAUAGCUAUACUUGCUCUACUCCUACUGUCUCACAUUAUAGGCCCUUCCCUAAUUUACUUGGUGUUGGAUCGGUGUCAACGCUAUGGGGGGGGAAGGGCACCAUGUUCUCAGAGAAUAUUAUGCCCUUUUUGUGACUGAUUAAGAGACGUAUGGCAGUCCUACAUGCAAUGUUACCAUUUACUGAAUACUAGUAUAGUAAUCGAUAAUACAAGAUGCAAGAUAAUAGAAUGUGGAAUGUUACAUAGCAAAAAUACAUUUACCAGUAACCUAAGUUUUAUGACGAGAGGCCUGCGCGCUUUCUCUUGUGCAUUUUAUGUACGUCCUUUUCUGUAAAAUUCUGUAAGAUUAAAAAAAAAAAACAACUUUACUUGUAUUUAAAACAUUGUGAAAUAAAUAUUGCACAAGGAGUACUGUAAGUCUUAAUAAAGCCAAUGCACCACUUACACUAGAAAAUGAUAUUAAUAAGACAAUUACAAUGCAAAGAGUUUAAAGUUUUAUUUCUUUUUUUACAUUACCUUUCUCUUUUUAUUUUGUGACUUGAGAGAAUUGUAAUGGCUUACAAUAAAAUUGCUUUCAAUUUCUGUGUUUGUUUUUAAAGAAUUCUACACCAGAGAAACAAAAGGGUAGUAAACAAAGCUCUACAGUCUGUAAACUACUAAAUGGAUUACGAAUUUCAUUGGAGAAUUUAAUGAUAUAGUCUAAGGAAAGUUAGAGUAAUGAAAAUAUUAAAGCAAAGAGAUCAUUAAAACUUUCUUAAUUUGACCAAACAUACAAUGAAGAUAGAUAUUGACUUUUUUUUUUUGGUCAUUUUUUGCUGUAUGUACUGCUGUUUAAUUGCCUCCAAACAAAUUCUAUUUACCCUGCGUUUUCUCCCAACCCUGCUGAAUAAAGUAAUGAAAACUGCUUCACAUUUUCUGUACACGACAGAAGUUGCAGAGAUAGAUACAAUGUUGCUGUCUAGACAAUGUGAUUAUUCUAGUCUAUUUUUUAUCAGCAGGGGAGUAGAAUAAAAAAAAAGAGAGAAACUAUUACAACUGAAUAGUCCGAUUCAGAAAUGAAUGCAUAAAGUAGAGACUCUGGAAUCUCAGAAAAGCGAUAAAUAUUCUGAGCUAUUAAUAUUAUUAAAAGCUAACACUGCAGGUUCCCAUUCCAUGCCUGGAUCAGAUGUCAUUGGUGAUGGACUUUAUAGGAUUCACAGAUUUGUUAAACCUACUUUACUGUACAUGUGGGAGAUAUCAGAUGUUUUUUUUUUUUUUAAAGCGGCUCUGUCACCCCAAACUUACCUUUCUCCUAUCAUUCCCUCUUCUUGUCCUCUCUCUGCAUCUAUUUUGCAUUCUUCCCAUCUUUUUUUCUCUCGUAAAACAUAUGAUAUAUUGACAAAGGGUGGAGCCUAAGGCAUGUUCUACUUCCUUUGUCAAGAUUUGUCAAGUCCCAUUAUACCCCCAAAGUUCCCCACCUCCCUGUUUCGUCAUUCAUCCACAAUUACUAUCCUCUGUCCUUCCUUUCCUGAGCACCGUGUAUGUCCAGCACAGUUGCCUUUGCCCCUCUGGUUCCUGUUCAUGCACGGCAAUUAGCAUUUUCAUUACACUGAAGCAAUUCUUGCAAUGUAAAAAACUAAUUAAAGUAAUAGUGCUUGGAUACUCCCAAUGCAUUUCAAAUAUCUGCUCUAUAUCAAAUAAACAUUAUUAUUAAAGGGACAUUGAUAUCAAAAUCUCCUCAAAUGUAUACUUCCUUCUGAUCACCUCCAAAAGGGCAUCUAAAGUUAGGAGGCGGGUGUGCUCCAAAAUGCAUGUUCCAGGUGUGCCCCCAAUUCCCUUUUUUUCUAUGAAACUCCAACCAAGUCAAAAGAUAAACUAUGACUUUGUUUUAGUAUUUUUUUUGUACUCUUGACAAAAUGUAGAGCUAUCUUUUGUCAAUGUGGUUGAGAUUGGAGGUCUUAGAUUUGGAGUUGAUAGUAUGGCUAUAGAUACCACUCUACUGGAGAUAACAGGGCUCUCACAAAAAAAAACAAAAAAAACAAAACAAAAUGAGAGUAAGGUAUUAGAUAUAAUCUAAUGGGUAUCCAGGAGUAGUAAAUGAUAUAUACCUUUAAGAGUAAGCGCAGUAUUCCAUAAAUGGGUGAAAUAAAUAUAUAUACAAAUAUCUGUGGUGCUGGCACUCUAUCACUUAGCGGUGCAGGUAUUAGAGGUUCAUCCCCAAUCAAAACCUCAUAAUAUAUAUAUAUAUAAAUACCGCACUCGAAUGCAUCUAUUAUGCAUACAUCAAGAAAAAAUUUGGAGAGUCAAUAUAUAGGUAUGCAAUAAUGCAAUUCAUUUAUUAUACACCAAGUGUGUGCCAUUCAUGUGAAUAGAACAAGACCUCUCAUAUAAAUCAAUAAUCUCUCAUACUUUGGAGAAUUAAUAAUUUCUAAAAAAAAUUGGUAUUAAAAUAUAAAUACCGGGAAUUUAUAGUAUAUACACACAUCUACAACCACCAAUCCUGUGUAAUUUAUGCAAAUAUAUAUAUAUCCUAUAGACUCCUAUAAUAGUUAAUUAAUUCAUAUAUUGUACACUUAGCUGAAAUUAAUGAUAUAUACACAAAUCUACAACUAUUUACAACUAUAUACAGUUCAUAUUCCCCAUGUGUAUGGGACAGUGAUUUCGUAGGUAGAUCCUCUAAUCAAUAAUUGUAAUGUUGAUUAUGCACUGUGAUUUCCAAUCACAGAAAGCUGGAAGCAUAAAAAUAAAAAUAGAAAAAUGGUGAAAAAAAUCAAUACUGAAGAUUGGUGGUUGUAGAUUUGUGUAUAUACUGAAUGAAUUCCCGGUAUUUGUAUUAUAUAUGAAUUUAUUUAGAAAUUAUUAAUUCUCCAAAGUAUGAGAGAUUAUUGAUUUAUAUGAGAGGUCUUGUUCUAUUCACAUGAAUGACACACAAUUGGUGUAUAAUAAAUUAAUUGCAUACCUAUACAUUGACUCUCCACAUUUUUUCUUGAUAUAUGCAUAAUAGAUGCAUUCGAGUGCGGUAUUUGUAUUGAAUUUUUUAAAAUAUAUAUAAAACCAAAUAUAACUUCAUAAAACUUAGUAAAACUGAAUACAAUUCUAUUAGAAUACUAAUGUAAAAGUCCCAGUGUUUUCAAUAGUUGUAGUCUGUUUGAUACAAAUAUGAAAAUAAUAUGUUGAUACAGUUUAUGCAGUAUUAGCUAGUAUCAGUUAGCUCCAGCUAUUGGACCAGCUGGAGUUUAUCUACUGAAUGAGCUAUUUGUAUAUAGGACAAUAACAGUGAUAUCUUCUUAAAAUGUUGUGGUAUCAAUGAUAUGUACACUGCAUAUAAUGUAAUGGACUUUAAGAUCAUAUAUGAGGAUCUUAAGUUAUGGAUAUUUCCUCUGUACUACAAAGAAAUAAAGUGGAGAUCCAUAGUGUUUACUGAGUGCUUUAAUAAAAUUGCUAAAUUAAAAUGCACUCACAAUUUGCAGAAUUCUACCAAUUGUUUGUGGAAAGGUGUGUUGUUGGGGGUCGCAGUUAUCAUGGUCCUGCAGUUCGGCCGAUAGAUGAAACAACUGUAUGGUGCCGCGUGCGUGUCACUGAUCACCCCUUCUGCAUUCCAAAUGCAACUCCGUAGUAGUUUGCGGCAAGUGCCGAAAAGUGUCCUUGUCCUAUCUUUUGUCAAGCCCUUAGCCGUUUUUGGGGAAAAGGCUUUAUUUAUUGAGGAUCUCGUCGAAUCCUCCAUAGACCUCAGUGUUGUGCUCUCGCGUAUGUGCAAAUGUACAACUCUGUAGUCGGCUCCUGGCAGCUGAAGCGCCUGGAGCUGAAGAGCACCAUUUGGAAGAAUAUGGUGAUGACUGCGAGAGGAUGGUUCAAUCAAGUAAAUCUCCCAUCACUUCUUGGCCACCGCACUACCUGUGCAUCAGUGACCAUCGGGGGUCUUUGCAAUUAAGAUUGUGAUAGAGCUGCUUUAAUAUCCAUUUAAUUUACCCAUAUUUAUUUAUUGAUGAAUUAACUUUAAUUAACUGAUUGCCUUUUUAUGUUUGUAAUGUACACAUUGAUUGAUUGUACCAUAAACACAUUGAAUGACUUUGUAUAUACCUGUCUAUAUUUUUAUUGUUUCCAAGAUUGUAUUUUAAAAGUGAGUUUAACUUAUUGAGUGUAUUUUGUUAUAGAGGAGUACAUUGAAAAGAAUGGAUAUCCCGCAUACACAACAUCGUGUGCUUGGUUAGGUUACUCAGACGAACAGCUACAAAAGGUGAGAAUCUAGCUGGUUCAUUCAGAUAUGGUGCCAGAUUGCAGUGAUAUAUCUUUUAGAAAUGACAUUAUUCUAUAUGCAAUAAUCUAGAUAUACAUUUCAUAUUACAGGGUGCAACCUCAAACACUGCAUUCUACUCUGGCUAUCACAUUUCUUUAUUUUAUGCUAAAUAAGGAAUCUGUAUCUGAGAAUAUCAUUGUGUGUAAGUUAUAGUACCUAAAACUCUAAAAUCAUUCUCGUGACACAGCAGUUGUAUUCUGAGGUCAAUCUCUAGACAUGACUAAGACAAAUCUAUUUCUAGCAUGCUAACUCACCUAAAUAUCAAAGCUUGACUACGAUAUUGGUAAUAUGAAUUCUCAACAAUCAGUUAUAUUGUAUAAUUCAAUUUUAACUGGUACUUAUUUGGAUGGAUUAAUAAAAGUGAGAAGUGAAAUCCUAAUCGCAUUCCAAUAUAAAAGACCAACUGAAAAAAAAACCAUUAUAUAGUUGUUCCAUUUUUUUUUUAUAUACACAUAUUUAUAUUUAAGAAUGAAUCACUUCACAGUGAGUUUAGCCUUUAAAGCUUUGUUUUUGAACUCUGUAAGAUCUGUGCCCCCAUCCUUCUUUACACUCUGCUGUGCAUCAUCACCCGUGCAUUAAUAACUCCCUUGUCAAAGCAGUAUCAUUGCAUUUACUCACUAAAAAGAUUUUUUUUUUACGAGUUGAAAACUGAGGUGGGGAGCAUGGAAUCUCUAUUCUAUACUCUACCCUUCAACACCAAAGUAAAUCCCCCACCCCGGCAUACUUCAGUCAUUUGGACUUAAAUACCUCUUGACAAACCACAGCUCCCUGUCCAGCAAAAUGCAAUAAUCUGCAUACAAGCUGUUGUCUACGUGGUACAGAACUCGACAGAUUCUUUGCAGGUUUGAUCCCUCUCAGGAUAGUAGAUGUUGUAGAUGCCAUGAUGCACUGGACACUUUCCCACAAAAAUUGAAAUAGAUACAUGACAUAAUUAAAUGAUUUCCAGGUCAACCUCAACCAUUUUAACCGGUGUCAUUCCUCCUCCACAAAACCUCAGUGGUGACUUCUGAUAAAAGAAAAAAAAAUGACUACCAGCAUCUUGAACACCGCUAAAAAUUCAUUUUCCAUAAUGUGGCGCAAGUCUGACACACACUACAUACAACUCUGGUUCUCCAGAAAGGAGGAACUCAGAGCGAUAGAGGAGCUCACAUUUAGUGCUUCGGGCCGUACACAAACGUAUAUAACACUUACAACUGAAUACCAAGCACCAAGGGACUGUAGACACUUAGCAAGGACAGCCUUUGUCAAGACAUUGUUUAGGAGAUGAAGCCCAAGAUGCAGAAAAACUCAAUCAGGAGCGCAGUACAAAAAUGGUCAAAAUGAAGAUUAGUCAGGAGCCAAGCAGGAAUCAAAUAUCAGGGAAUCAAACAGGACAGGCACUGUAGGUAUUAUUAAUGCAACAGGAGCACAGUAUAACUGAGCAAAGAGUCAAGGGUCUAGGGAGAGGGGGCAUGUCCACUUACUGUAGCUCCACCUUCAUUGACACCCCCUUCCCUGGUUUCCACCUACUGUCUCUAUACAAGACUUUGCUUCAGCACGCGCCUUAGGAUUUCCCCGAAGCCCUGGAUUCUGUCUAUCUGCGUUCGGGAGGCAAUAGUAUCUGGAGGAUGGUAAGUGGCCAUUGUGCUCCGGCGUGAAGUCUCCAUGGAGGGAGAGGGGGAUGCGGCGCGUGUGCACGGAGGUAGAUAAGCCGGUGAGUGGUGACCUGACAGCCUUGGAGUUUGAGCUACUUUACAGGGUGGGUUGGACAUAUAGGGACCAUUGCCCUUCUUCUUAAUCUUCUUUUUCCUACUGUUCUAUUUGUACGCGGAACUUAUUAUUUUUUCAGCAAAUACUUAACCCCUUAAGGACCAAACUUCUGGAAUAAAAGGGAAUCAUGACAUGUCACACAUGUCAUGUGUCCUUAAGGGGUUAAACACACAUUCCCCGGAUGGGAAGCACCCAUACAUAGACCGAUCCCUAAAUGUUUUAUGCCAAGGUCCAUUGACAAGCCUCUGAGUGUCUACCAUCUUGAAUAGGUUUAUCUUAUUGUUAUAUACCUUGGUAGAACUGUGACCUGUAAAUCUCACUAAGUUUAUAUCUAUGCAAUAUAAUUCAUCUUCUUUUCAGAGACUGUGUUGCUUAUUUUGUAUGUUCUUUCUAUUGAAAAAUACUCUUAAUGAAUAAAUAUUUGCAAAAAAAAAAAAGAAAACUGCUUGCGGGCUUCCACCACAGAGUACCUGGAGGUGCAUUAGUUCCCAUGCUUUUCUUUCCCCAAGAGUGCCACACCACUUUACUUUAUAUAUAUAUAUUAAUGUCUGCUCGAUUGAGCAGGGCUUUUAGCACCAUCUGCUCCUCUGCGUCCAACUUGUCUUGUUGCAACUACUCGUUUUUUAGUCCACCUAUUGUACAGAGCUGUGGUAUUUGUUGCUGCUUUAUUAAUAAUAAUAAUAUCGGAUUUUAAUGGGAAAAGUAUUCCUUGUUAGCUUUAUAAUGAAGUUAUAUCAAACUCUGUGGCUGAAUUAUGAUCCAUAACGAAGGGAUACAUUGCAAAAUGAAUUACUAAUCAAUUACUCAGCAGUUUAUAUUACUGGAAUUAAUAUGUGUUUGUGAGUGAAGACUUCCCUAAUGAACUAUCAAAACGAUUGUAUUGUCUUGAUAAAUGCUUUAUAAUAUUGUGUAUCUGGAUUAAGCAAGGAUUCAUACUGACUAUUUCCAGAUUUUUUUUACAUUUAUUGAAGAGACAUUUUCACUGCAAUGCAGAAGGUUUUCAUAGUGUACAACAACAGCUGGACAUAAAUUGAUAAAUUGCCUUACUUCAUAACUAAAUGCUUUAUUGGCACAAAACUCACUAUCCCUUUAGCAGUUUGUUGGGAUUACUCUCAUUAUCAAUAUUAUUAUCUCUUUAGUUAUGUACCAAUGCACUGAAGGAUGGUUGGACGAGGUGAGUCAAAUAUGAGUAUUUUGAAUUAUUCAAGUACACUGCAUUUUGGUUCCUCUUUGUACUCUGAAAAGUUCUGUUGUGUGUUACCUGUAUAUCGUGUAUGUGUAUAUAUAUAUAUAUAUAUAUAUAUAUAUAUAUAUAUAUAUAUAUAUAUAUAUAUAUAUAAAUGACCAUAAAAAAGUCUACCUCAGACAUGGCAUCCCAAAUAGAUAGUGAUUCACUGUUCUCCAAAAAUGUUAUACCUAACAGGUAUAUAUGUAUAGACAGUUUACUUUAACCGCAGCUAUUAAACCGCUUGACUUUAAGAUUUCAACCUUAAAGGACCACUAUAGUGCCAGGAAAACAUACUCGUUUUCCUGGCACUAUAGUGCCCUGAGGUUGCCCCCACCCUCAGGGUCCCCCUCCCGCCCGGCUCUGGAAGGGGGAAAGGGGUUAAAACUUACCUUUUUCCAGCGCUGGGAGGAGCUCUCCUCCUCCGAUCCUCCUCCUCUCCUCACUGUCGGCUGAAUGCGCACGCGCGGCAAGAGCUGUGCGCGCAUUCAGCCGGUCACAUAGGAAAGCAUUUACAAUCACAGCAUGAAAAUCACAGUGAGAAGCACGCAAGCGCCUCUAGUGGCUGUCAAUGAGACAGCCACUAGAGGAAAUAGGGGAAGGCUUAACCCAUUCAUAAACAUAGCAGUUUCUCUGAAACUGCUGUGUUUAUGAAAAAAUGGGUUAACCCUAGCUGGACCUGGCACAAAGACCACUUCAUUAAGCUGAAGUGGUCUGGGUGCCUAGAGUGAUCCUUUAAAUUGAAAAGAGACAUGCAAUGAGGUCACAGAAAGGGACACAAAGAGAGAUUAUGGAAAGGGAUACAUAAUGAGAAAAUGGAGGUGGGUGAACAAGGGGCCAUGGAGAGGAGCACACAGUGAUAUAACUUUCAAAAAAAAUUCCAAAUGGACAAGGGUGUGAGUUUGGGUGUGGCCAGGGGUGAGGCUGUUCUGAGACAUUUUAGGUGAUUUACUAAUAACAGUUUAUGCAACUAAAAUGUAAUUUUAGAACAAGAACAAUGUACAUUAUUUACACAGACUGAUUUCUAAACACAUUUAUUGCAGUAGACACAUUACUGUGAGUAUUAUAGCUGUGGAGCUCUGUUAUACACUCAAACACACCAACAAUAUGGAGCUCCUAGAAAAGAGGGACAGAGGGAUUUGGGCCCAAAAUAGGGACUGCAUCUCCUAAAUAGGGAUCCUUGGGAGGUAUGCAAUGAAGACACAAUGUGGGGUUGGAGUGGGGCACAUAAAGGGGGGAUGGUUAUAGCCAUACGAGGGAGGAGAGCAAACAAUUGGGUACAGGUAAAUGAAGAGAGGUGCACAAGACAGGAUGGAGGAUGACACAUUCUGUACUUUCUGUCAGCAUUAACAGCCACUUUUGUCAUCUGUUUAAUUAUUAAAAUGUUUACUAAUUUCUGAACUACAUAUCUGAAGUCACUUCUGACCAAGGGUGUUUGAGAUAAGCUUACCAUUCCCUUUGUAAAUAAUUAGAGCACUAGGAUUGGCUCAUAUGUUUAAGCCAAUUCUUGAUUUGAUAAUCCCUAACCUAAGGAAGUCUAAUUUUAUGAAAUGUAUUUAUUUUUUUGUAUUUUUAUAAUUCAUUAUCUAUAUAAUGCAUUGAAAAAAUGACAAUCAAAAAAAUUGUACGUUUCUUUUUUUUUUUUUGUAAUAAAUAAUAAUGGUAAGAUGAUAUGCUGGGGACGUGUGAAACUUAAAUUUUACACAGGGCACCCAAAGGUCUGAGGCCAGCCCCGUUUAAACCCACAAAUGUAUGAAAUAGCCAUCUCAAGUGUAUGAAAGUCAUUGUAAUAUAGAUAUUGCAAACUAUUUUUCAAGUGUUAUAUGGUCCUCUUCAUUAAACAGUGAAUCGUGUAGAGCAUUAGAGAAUGUUUAGUCACUAAACGUCCUUUAGAGAUGUAGUUUAUCUAUAAUAGUUAUUUUGGUCUAAAAUUUGCUAGUCAGUUAGCCAUUCACUAUGUAUAAUAGAAAUAAUCUGUGUCUGCAUGUUCAAGGUCCAAACUGUUAAUGUUUAUAUAAGCAGAAUGAGAACAAUUACCCUCACAGUCAUCACGUGUCCUUUCCAGUUUCUUACCCUGUGUACCAAAAUAUAUGGAGACAGGUUUAAUGUCAAGAUCUGUUGGUGUUGUUCAGCUUGUAAAACCAUGCAUAAUUCAUUUCUAUAUCUGUAAAUCUGUAUAUCUGCUGUAGUGGUUAUCCUCCUGUGAAGCAGGAUUUGUAACAUCCGGCUGCUACAGAACCGGCUGCUACAGAAGCUAGAUGCCAAUCCUGCCACUCAUUCAUUGGCUGAGAGUGUCAGCUGACUGCUCUGAGACAAUUAAUUAUAUUUUGUGCAUCAACAUUUGCACAGAACUCAUAUCAGCCAGCCUGGACUCAAUGACGCACCCCUGCCAGAGAUGGAGUAACACCUCUAGCAGCAAAGGGUUUAAACUUGGUAUGUCAAAGCGAAAUGCUGUACAUACAGACUCCGGACACAAUGACCACUUCAAAUUUUCCAAAGGUAGGGAGGCUGGGUGGACUUAUAUAAAAAUAAAAAAAUAAACUAUAAUUUGUGAGUGUGUGAGAGAAUAUAUGUCUAUCAGUUAGUGUGUGUUUUAAUUCAAUUGGUUUUAAUUCACCAGUUUUAAUUAGUCUGUGUGAAUUUGCCGGAAUGAAAUUCUCCGGAAAAUUUUGAAUUUUGCCGUGAAUGUAAUGCGCCAUCGAAUCUAAUGCACAUUCAAAUUUUGGAAACUUUGUUUUCCAGAAAAGGUGCGCAUAGAUUCGACUAAAUAUGGUAUUUUUUCUGCCAUAAAUAUGGUGUCUUACAUAAAAGAUUAUUUAGGUUAUCACAGCAAGCUACCUUGAAAAGUAAAUUUAUUUAUGCUAUAAGUAGAUAGGAGCCAUCCAAACACCCAUAAAACCCUCUAUUAUAUUAAUUUUAUCAAUGUUUAAAAGGAACACUCUAAGCACAAAAACUACUUCAUUGCUUAAUGACCAUGCUUCUGCAGUCUCACAGCUCAAUUCUCUAACAUUUAGGAAUUAAAUCACUUUUGUUUCUGUUUACGCAGUCCUAGCCACACCUCCUCUGGCUGUGACUCGCACAGCCUACAUUGGAAAAAAAAUGGUACUUCUCCGUAAAAGAUUAAGAAACACUGGUGUACAGCAAUGCAGUGUGACACUGAAACACUGCUUGUCUUAGUAGCCACACUGACUAUUGCACUUUUUGGAUGAUGACACAAAACUAUAUUUUUAACUCACUCUUUUUCAUCUAAUUUUAUGGUUCAUUCAACUGAAUUUCUCAGGUUCAAAGUAAAAGUUGGAGCAGAUUUAGAAGACGACAAGAGAAGAUGUAAGCUCAUCAGAAGCAUGAUUGGUCCUGACAACCAAAUGGUAAAUAUGAAUGAAAGAUCAAAAAUGUCUCUCUCUCAGACUGUCAAUGGUGAUUAAAUGUUUUCUGUUUCAUCUGUUUUAAACGAUGCUUUGUAAGUCAAAAAAACUAAAUGAACAGGAUGAGAGAUGGUUGGUUCUUCCUUUUUGCUUGGGUGUGAUGUAGAUGCCCAUUGGAUUGUGCUAUUUGGUGUAAUUGGCCUUUUUUCCAUUUUGCUGUUGCAUAUUCUACAGCUGUGGAGGAAAAAGUAUAUGCACUGGUAUUUCUGUUUUAGCUACCAAUCUCAAAAUGCUAAGUUUCACACCCUACUGAAAUCUGCUAAACACAGUAUCCUUCAUAGUUUUCAAGCUGUUUAUUUACCCUUCUGACUAUACUAAUCAAUCACAUAGAAAGUUAAUUAAUACUAUUUAUUAAAUAACCAAAAUUAAUAAUUGUCAUAUGUAAUCAUGUAUCCAGCUACUAUCAAUUUAGAACUAAUCAUAGUAGAACUAAACACACAUGUUAUUUUUUUAUGAAGUAUUAGACUUUAUAAGUACUCCCUCUAUUUUAGAUGCUUGAUGCAAACCAGAGAUGGGAUGUGAAUGAAGCAGUCCAAUGUGUGUCUGAGUUGGCUUCAUUUAAACCUUUAUGGAUUGAGGAACCAACAUCACCAGAUGACAUCCUUGGUCAUGCAACAAUCUCAAAGGUAGAUCCUAGUACAGGCAUAGGCAACCUUUGGCACUGCAGAUGUUUUGGACUACACCUCCCAUGAUGCUUUGCCAGCAUUAUGGGUGUAAGACCAUUAUGGGAGAUGUAGUCCACAACAUCUGGAGUGCCGAAGGUUGCCUACCCUUGUCCUAGUUAGUUAAUUUCCAAUUAUGCUAAUUGCGAUUUUGGUAAGUAUUAAUUUUCUUUAUAUAAUUGCAAGUGACAUUUCUUUAUUCAAUCACCUCAGUAAAUGGCAUGGAAAUAAGAAUCAGUAUGAAUAUUCCAGUGUAGGCAAGUUAAAAACAUGUCAUUGCCCCAUGGUACUAAAAACUCACUUAUGUAUUCCUAACCCUAUAGUGUUAAAACCACCAUCUAGUCCACCUGCCCCCUCCCCCAUUGCUUCCCUAAAUAUAGUAAAAUCUUACGUGAAAUUAAGUCUGCAGCUGCUGUCUCUGCCCUGGAUCUGCCUGCUGUCUGCUGACAUAAUCAGAAGUGGUGGUUCGAGCCAAUCAUAAUGCUUCACCAUAGAAUUGGCUAAGACUGUCAAGGAGGCAGAUCAGGGGCAGGGCCAGCACAAGUCAAACAUAGCCCUGGCUAAUCAGCAUCUUGUCAUAUAGAUUACUUAAAUCAAUGCAUCUCUAUGAGGCAAAUUCAGUGUCUGCAUGCAGAGGGUGGAUACAUUGAAUGGCUCAGGAAGCACCUCUAGCAGCCAUCUGAGGAGUGGCCAGUGGAGUUAUCACUAGGCUCUAAUGUAAACACUGCAUUUCCUCUGAAAAGACUGUGUUUACUGCAAAAAGCCUGAAGGUAAUGAUUCUACUCACCAGAACAAAUACAAUAAGCUGUAGUUGUUCUGGUGACUAUAGUGUCCCUUUCAUUUGCAUGUUAUGCUCUGAGUGUGCCAGGACAGCAAAGUAUACAAUGUUUUGAAAAUAAUAAUUAUUGAGAAUUUAGAAAAAGAAAUAGCUAAACCACACCAAGGGGGGGGGGACUUUUUAUGUGUAAUAUGCCCUGUCAGGUACUAUGAAUUGAGUAGAAGUUUUGGGUACUUAGACUGUCCCACUUACUACUUUACAUUGUAGCAGACUGCCAUUUCUUCAGUGCUGUCACAUAAAAAGAUAUAAUAAAAUAUUUACAAAAAUGUGAGGGGUGUACUCACUUUUGUAAGAUACUGUAUGUGUGUGUGUGUUUUUAUAUAUAUAUAUAUAUAUAUAUAUAUAUAUAUAUAUAUAUAUACCCUCAGGGGUCAAAACUUCAGUCAAUUUACAGAUGUAAUUGUUCUUCACCUUUUGGAUUAAAAUCACCAUUUAAAAAUGUUUCAAGUCCUGUGAGUGCACCCGUUAUUAAUAUUGAAUGUUUUAUAUAUAUAUACACACACACAUUAGAAUGUUCCUUUAUAGUAAACUAAAUGGGAGAUAUUGUUCCAGAAAGGGUCACACGAUGAAAGAAGGCAAUAAUUGCUAAGCGUACUGUGGGUUUGACUGCAACGCCCAAAGGCCUAAUUACAUUUUGAGUGAACGACUGUUUACAUCUCAGCAUUAUUCAUUACUUCAAAUAGCACAAACAAAUAAUUAUUUCUCACCAGCAAAUUGCCAGGUUUAACAUUUGUAGUCUUGUAAAAGACAUGUGUGGCCUGUAAUCAGUAAUUUAUCUCUUCAGAAUAAAUUAACACACAGGUGCCAAGGGCCUAGCAAAGGAAUGCAUUGCUCACUUUCUCAAAGGCUCAAGGGGUUAACCAGUGCAACUAAAUCUGAGCAAUGUUGCAAGUACUUCAAAAUCGAAGACUAAAAAUGGAGGCCCCUCUUUUACCUAGGAAAUGCCUUAAAAUAUAAUGUUAUUUAGAGUCAUAGAUAAUAAACCAAAUCACCCAGCAACAUAUUUAGUCUUGAAUUGUGAAUACAAGUAAGGGAUUAGGCCUCAUUAUCUUGCCCUACCAACCACCCCAACAGCAGGUUUUCUGAUUAUUAUUUUUUACUAUCUUAAGUGACUUUAUGCUCUGUUGGUGAAUAUUCAAAGGUUCAUCUUAUCAAUGAUACACAUAUACAAUCUCUGAAAGGCCUCUAGGCAAUCUCUGGCACUCCAGGUGUUGUGGACUACAUGUCCCAUAAUGCUCUUAAAGUCUGAACGAAGGCAAAGCAUCAGUGUAGAUGUAGUCCAAACAUCUGGAUUUCUUAUACUUUACUAUGUCUAUAUUAUAUUUGAGUGGCAGAAGAAUGUGUAUGAAAUAUUGAUAAUAGCAAACAGAUCACAAACUGAAUAUAUAUACCAAUGUGUACUUACCCAUGGUACUAUUGAACCAAACACAAUGUACUUAGUAAAUAUGCUAGACUUGCUCCCAAGUUUACUACAGGAUUUUAGGAGCUUGGACCUCUGGUAGUCCAACUCCUUUCUCCACUGCGGAUGCUAAUACUGUAGUGGAGUUUACAUUCUAUGCCUUCUGUCUGUUCUAGGUUAGAUGACUAAUGCCUACGAUGCUGUGGUGGCAAGGCAGAGAGAAUAAUUCUUUAAGUGAAUUAGGUGGAACAUCUUCAAAUUUAAUAGUAACUAAAUUAUUCUUAAACUGUAUCUACGUGGGCAGAGACGAAUUAUAUCAGUAUAGAAGGGAACCUUCUACCAUCCUAUAGAGUUAUAGCAGUGUGACAAAUGUCAGUGAGCACCCUAUAUAUUCUAUAGAACUGAAUAAUUUGAACCUGUAUUUUUUAUUUUUGUGUUAUGUUAUCAUUCAUAGUAUAGUUUGGCUCUGAAGAUUAAGUGUACAUUUUAUUUAAAAGCUUGAAAAUGCGUUCAAUUUCUGUUUCUAAAUUAGGCAUUAUCACCUUUAGGAAUUGGAGUCGCUACAGGAGAGCAAGUAAGUUUCCUAUGACAUUUACCAUAUUAAGGUGAACUGUGCGUGACUGCUGACAGGGUUUUAAUAUGUUAACAGAUUAUGGGACUAAAGCAUCAAAAAAGCUAACAGCUGCUGCCUAAGGGUCCAACAUUCAUCAAGGAGACUUCAAAUGCCUUUGUAGUUAGUGAAGUGGCAGACUGAAUUUACAUUUUUAUGAAUUUUGUUUUUGAUAUGAACAGGGCCGGAUUAACAUAGGGGCUGAUGAAGCUGCAGCUCCAGGCCCAGGCCCAUGGAAUAGGCCCAUUUAAAUAUUUUUUUAUUUUUUUUUUACACACUACUCUUAGGUUUGCCACCUGACUGAUAUUUUAAGACACAACCGUUAUUUGAGGCUGCCUGGCCAUGAGGGUAUUGCAGUAAUACCAGCAAAACAAAUGCAAAUAUUUUUUUCAGUAUAAACGGAUAUUACUCUGCAAUACCAGCACCGGCCAGUAGGGGUCACUGUGUAUGGAGAGAGGCAGGGAUAAGAAGUUACAGCAUAUCCCUCCCUGCCUAUCUCUACUCACUGAUAUGCAGGGGAGCAGCUACACAGCACAGAGAGUUCAGACAGCAGCUCGCAGCCUGCAGAGACAGAGUACAGCUCAGGGAAGUGAGGGGUGAGGGGAAAGGCAGUGACCCCAUUUCCCCCAGUGUUCCCAAAUGUCUCUGUGUCCCAAUGUCUCCCAGUGUCCCCAUGUCUGUAUCCACAAGUGCCUUCAUGCCUCCUAGUGUGCCCAUGUCUCUGUGUCCCCAUGUCUCUCAGUGUCCCCUAGUAUCCUAGUAACACGGGACACACUGAGACAUGGGGACACUGGGAGUUUAGGUGACUGGCCUUCCAAUUCUUUGGACACACAGACUGCUUCACUGGACACUGCUGUUAGGGAGUAUGGAUUUACUUGAAAGAUGAAAUCAUAAAUUAGAUAAAGAGAUUAGCAUAGAGUAUGUGUUUAGCUGCAUCCUUUGAGUUUCCCUCCAACACCAACUCCAUCAGAGACAUGACGAUUGAGAGGUAUGACUGUUUUUGUGUUUUUGGUCGAUAAGAUUCUGUAAUUAGGCCCCAAUCAUAAUUGUCAGCACCAGGCCCACUGGGCUCUUAAUCUGGCCCUGGACAUGAACACCUGAAAUAUAUUUGAUUCAGCGGUUUAUUUAGUGUAAUUUAAAUACCUUUGCUGUAGUAGAAUUGUGGCAUGACCUAAUGUUUCUUCCUCCCUCUCUCCUUGGAACUCAGACUGUUUGGAUGUGUAUGACUGUAUCACAGAGAUACACAGACAUUCUACAUCACCUGUGUUUAAAAUGCUUCACAUUUUCAUUGGCCCGAGCCCUACAUAUAGCUUCAGCAGCAUGCAAUGAACUUGUUUGAAAAUGUGUUACAUUCCAAUCAAACUCAAAAUGUCCACCACCUUUAGCCAUGAAGUCACUACUUCAUUAAUAAUAAUUAACUCUUUCUUCACUUCUGGAUUUUGGUGUAAAAAAUGUAUUAAAGCAUUGGUUCUUACUCCCUGGGUUGAGACCCAAAAUGUGUUAUUCAAUGUUAUUUCAGUGUGUCUCUGGGCAUAUUGUGUUCAUCAUUCCUUAGCUAAGUGUCCAUAAUAAAUAUUUUUACCGGAGCAAAAACGUUAAUGCCAGAAGUGUCUGAUGAACAUGUUUUGCAAAAUAAAUUUUGUUAUAGAAAUGUGCCUUUAAGCUAAUUCCAUUUUCAAAAUAUCUGUCCUUGUAAAAAAAAAAAAAAAUAAAAAAAAAAAAAGGUUGUGUCAGAUAUGAAGUAGUAUUUAUUAUAUAUGUUUUUCUUCGAGAUUUCCUGUUUGAAUCCAAGGUAGAUCAUGCUUUAAAUGUAAAACUUUGAUAUUUUAUACUUUUCUUCCUUAAAUUUGCAUUUUCUUUUUUCUGUCUGUUAGUGCCAUAACAGAGUAAUGUUUAAACAAUUUCUUCAAGCAAAUGCCCUACAAUAUCUCCAGAUCGAUAGCUGUAGAUUGGGAAGUGUGAAUGAAAACCUGGCAGUACUUCUCAUGGCAAAAAAAUUCAACAGUAAGAUCAUAUAAUAAUCCUUCAAAAUCAGAUUAAUUGAAAUUUAAAAGCGACUGUUGCAGUGGCGUACACACAAACCAUGUGGCCCCGGUGCGAAAAUGACUCGUGGGCCCCCCCUUCCCCUCCCUCUCCACACACACACAUAGACAGAUACAGACACACACAUAAAAACAAAUAGACAGGCACACAUAUAUACACACAGAUACAUACAUACAAACAGACAGACACACACACACAAGACCCACAUACAUAAAAAAACAGGCACACAUACACACAGGCAGAUACAGACAGACAUACACAAAUACAGACACACACACACACACAAGAUGCACAUACAAACAGACAAGCACACACACAUACAGGCAGACACACACAUACAGACAGACACACAUACAUACGAAGACAUACAAACAGGCAGACACACACAGACAUACAUACAGACACACAUACAUACAAACACAUACACACACACACACAAAAUGUUUACGUCACCCUCCUGUUUCUUACCUUUUAGGUGCAGGAGGGUGACUGGGGUGCAGUGGUGGCUCAGGUGGAUGGGAGUGAGAGUUCCUACUCUGACUCCCUCUGCAUCCUGACGUGCGGUCACUUCCUUCCAGCUUGUGAUGUCAUCACAGGGGGCCCGGUCGCGCUGUUAACAUGCCCAGCGCUGACCGGACCCCCUUAAAUCCAUAACCAUCGGGUGGCCCUGACAGCAUACACCCGAUGGACCCCUUAGACGGCGGCCUCGGUGGUUUGCAGAAGAUGAUGGCGGCUGAUACCCGGUCGCAGGGCGGCCGGACCCCCUGGAAUGGCGGGCACGGUCGCAGCUGCGACCCCUGCGAACGCAGUAUGUACGCCGCUGGACAGUUGCAUGUAGGAAAGAAACACGAAUAUAAAACACAUAGACAGAUGGGAAAAAAAUAUAAUGUUGAUUAGUAUUUUAUGAUAUAACUUAAUAACUUCAAUCAGUGUCCACUGGGUUUUUAUUAUUUCCUGAAUUUUAGCAAAUGUCAUGCAUUUUUGUAAUAAUGUCAAAUAAUCAACCAUAGAUUGCAUUGACCUGUAAUGCACAUGAUAUUCAAUGGAUGUCUGUAGAUGAUGAAUAGAAAGUGAAUUUGUUUGCAAAUGAUGUCCUGUAAGCUAUUAUUCAACCAUUUUCCAUGACUAUGGCAAAAUUUCAUACUAUAAACGGAAUGUGCCUUUGACCUGAGACAUGACAUUCUCAUCCAAAACACCACACAAUCUAUUUCUCCAAAAUUACCCCAGAUUAGGUUUUGAGAUUGAGACAACUCUGCACAGAUGUUAAAAAAAAUCAUAUAUAUUGGCUUGGCAGUUCUAUUUGGUACAUUUGAGCACAGUUUUGUAAGGAACUCAGCAGGUAAGUUGUUUCAAUCGUCUUGGAGAACGAACCACAGUUCUUUUGUAGAUUUUGACAUACUCAGUUGCAUCUGUCUCUUUAUUUUCUUCUUGCAGUGCUGUAUGCGCGUAGAUGCAGUGUGCACAGCAAUGCGAGAAUUAACCAAUUGACAUACUUUGACUGACAAAGUAUGUGAGUAAAAAAAAGAAAAGAAAAUGAUUUAAAAAAAUCUUUCUGCAAAAUGUAGGUCAUUUUUAAUUAGCUGUUUGGUUGUGGUAAAAGUGGGAAGUGACUGUUCCUUUUAUGUAAUGGGUGACUUUACAUAGCUAAGAAGUAUAGUAUAGAAAUUGGAGGUCAUAGUGGGAAAAUGUGUGCACAUUGAUACUCUGUGUGGGGGAAGGGACUAUGGCAGUACUGUAGCAGUAUUUACCUGGUCAGCACAGCAAUACGAUAUUUCCGUGCAAGACACAUGCGCUCAACUGAUGAACCAUUCACGCGGCCUGAAAUCUAGAAAUGCAAAGGCUGCUCACAUUCGAAGAGUGCUCUUAAAGGCACAGAGAGGGGGUCACAUCACUUCUGGUUUCAUGCGGACAAAGUUGAUCUGGAAUCCCCAUUCACACAUGUUUUGGGGUCGCAGGUGUGAAGUGGCCCAAAGUUAUUUUGCCCUAUCUACACUCCCUAUCAUGGAUUCUGUUCCUAGUAGCUGUUUAGUGCAUUCCUUGUUGCUAUCUGUUUUUUUCUUAUAUUGAACUUGGCUAGUUUGUGACUCUAUUUUCCUGGCUAUUUGAUUAUUCUGUCUCUCUGUUAUCCUGCCCUUGGCUUGUAUUUGACAAGGAUGUCUCUCUUUUGUACGUUAAGCCAGGCCACUCUCUAGGUCCAGUAAUAUGUCUGUUCUAUCUAGUCAGCUAUUGUUAUCCAAGAUUCUGCAUAUGUUAGGGAAUAUUCCUGUGACAAUUAUCAGUUUAUCACAGUUAAUCGUAUCAUAUAUCAUUUACAAUCCAAACAUUAAAGCAUGUUGCUGCAUUGAUGACCUGAUAAGCACUUUUUACUUUUUUCUAUGCAGUUCCUGUAUGUCCUCAUGCUGGUGGAGUUGGACUCUGUGAAUUGGUACAACAUUUGAUAAUAUUUGAUUAUAUUUCGGUUUCAGGAAGUCUGGAGAACAGGUUAGAGACAUUUUGUUAACAAACUAAAACAACAUAUCAAGACAAGGCUAUAACCUAUCCCCUAUUUUCCUUUAUUAAAUGCUAUGCAAAUAUGAGCACACACCCAAUGUAAUCUUUUGUUUGUCUUUGCCAGUGACUGCUGUGAAAACAUAGAAUAAGAUAUUCAUUCUUAUAGGAUUAUUCACUAAAUGAUGGAUUUUAAAGACUACUUAAAAUCACUUAUCUUAGAAAAUAAAUAUUGGGAUUUAUGUUAAAGGGAUUCUAUAGUGUUAGGAAUACAAAUCUGUAUUCCUUAUACUAUAGUUCCCUCUGCCUUCCCCCCUCUCAUGGAAAGGGUUUAACGAUUACCCAAUUACAGCUAUAUGUCCCUCGGUGCUGGGACGCAUACAUUGACUCAAUGCUUUCCUAUGACGAUUUUACUGACAAUGGAUGUCCUCAUGCGCUGCAUGAGGACAUCCAGUGUCAGGCUACGUAAAGUUGGUUAACCACCAGGAUUGCCUCUAGCAGCGGUUUUAUUGACAACCACUAGGGGCAAUCUUAGUCCUGAAAUGCAAUCAUUGCAGUUUUUUAACAACUGCCAUGAUUUAUAUUACAGGACUAACAGUGACAGGGGCACUGCACCCCACUUUAAUGAGCUGAAGUGGUCUAGGUGCCUUUAGUCUCCCUUUAAGCCCACCACUGUGUCACAGUACCCCAAUGUCAGUGGCUCCUACACUAAUAAUAACAUGGGAGAUUAACUAGCUAACUACUAACUACUACUAACUACUGCCAGGGCUAAAUGAACAUUAACUAAAGUGCAUUUAAUUAAUUCAAUAUAAGUGUGCAAAUGUGCUUCCAUUGGACAAAUAGUUGAUUUUUUUUUUUUUUUUUUAUCUGGGCCCAGAUUUGAAGCAUUAGGAUUUGGAUUUCAGCUGUCCAUCUGAAAUCCAAAUCUGAGUGAAGGUUUGUAGUCUGAAUUGCAAAUUCUGGACAUUGUGAAAUAAGUCAGAAUUAUGCAGCCAGUUGGUUUUGCUCCGUGUGCUGAUAGGCCAUUCGGACUUUAAUGAAUAACCAUCAAUUUACAAAGUAGGAGUAUUUUAGGCUUGUGCAGCAAUUUGCACUAUGGAACAUUUAAAGGAACACUCCCAUCCCAUUGCAGUUAAAGAGGCACUGUCACCAUCUGGGGAUUAUACAGAAUUUGCAAAGACCCCCAAAGGUGACAUCACCACUGUGGGUCUGGGGCCAAGAAGGCAUGAAAAGGUGAGUUCUACUUAUCCAUCUCUCACUGGCACAGCUGUUCUCCUCUGGUGGGUCCUCUUCAACAUUUGACGCUUCAGUGCCAGGAGCCGUCACCGAUGUAAUCUAGCGAAUGUGUGAGAGUACAGCAUUGAGGUCUGGAGGAUUCUACAAGAACCUCCAUAGGCAGAGCCAGUUACCUGCAGCCAUCACUGGUGGGAGGGGGGGGGGGGAAUUGGCACAUCUGGAUGGCAGUAGCUCAGCCCAGUGUAUAGCAGUAUCAGACAUAGGAAAUAUACAAAGAUAUUGACUAGGUUGGAAUUUCUGUCAGAUUUCAACACAGUCAAAAUGUGUAUAUCACAAAGAUUACGAAUGACUUUUUUUUCAUAACGAUGAAGGGGAUGACAGUGCUUAAGCUAUGGGGCAUGGAGUUCUCGGGCACAGUCUUACCUUACAAAGUUGUCACCUGGUGUUACAGCCUCCUCAGUUUUCCUAUGGCUGCUGCACUGUUCAGGAAAUUGCAUGCAGGUGUCACUCUCAGCCUAUCACCAGCCAACAAGGCAAACCUUCCUGAUCGUUGUGGUGGCCAGUGGAUGAGACCGAAGACACUGCUGCUAGCCUCCCGGGUGGGUGGGUACAGCUUUGUGGUUAAACUUAAGGAGCUAAGUGGGGAAAUAAGUGAACCUCUGUAUUUAAUUUUUCAAGAUUCUUUGUUUGCCUGGAAAUUAUAGACCUGUGACCUUAACUUCUGUAACUGGGAAAAUAUUUGAAGGGCUAUUAAGGGAUAAUAUUCAUUGGGAGGAACUUUGUUAUUAGCAAUAAUCAGCAUGGUUUUAUGAAACAUAGGUCAUGUCAAACUAAACUAAUUGCAUUCUAUGAAGAAGUAAGUAGAAGUAUAGAUCAGGGUGUUGCAGUGGAUGUGAUCUACUUGGAUUUUGCCAAGGCAUUUGAUAAGGUUCCUCACAAUAGGUUAGUCUUCAAACUAAAAUAAAUUGGUCUAGAUGAAUGUUCUUGGGUAGAACAUUGGCUUAAGGAUAGAGUACAACGAGUUGUCAUUAAUGGUAAAUUUUCAGGCUGGACAAAAGUGGAAAGUGGUGUCCCUCAGGGUUCUGUUUUGGGACCACUUCUAUUUAACAUAUUUAUAAAUGAUCUUGAAAUAGGCAUUGAAAGCCAUGUAUCAGUGUUUGCAGAUGACACAAAACUUUGUAAAGUAAUAAAAAUGUGAGCAGGAUAUUGCUUUGCUGCAAAGGGAUUUGGAUAGAUUGGGGGACUGGGCACUAAAAUGGCAGAUGAAAUUUAAUGUAGAGAAAUGCAAAGUUAUGCAUUUCUGGGUUAAGAAUGCACAAGCAAUUUACACCCUAAAUGGUAGUGAACUAGGGAUAACCACACACGAGAAGGAUUUGGGAAUUCUUAUAGACAACAAAUUAGGCAGCAAUAUGCAAUGUCAAUCUGCAGUUGCUAAGGCCAGUAAGGUUUUGUCAUGUAUAAAUAGGGGCAUAAAUUCUCGGGAUGAAAAUAUAAUUUUGCCUCUUUAUAAAUCGCUGGUAAGACCACACCUUGAAUAUGCUGUGCAAUUUUGGGCACCUGUUCUAAAGAAAGAUAUCAUGGCACUAGAAAAAGUCCAGAGACGAGCUACAAAAUUGAUAAAAGGAAUGGAGCAUUUUAGUUAUGAAGAGAGGUUAAAAAAAAUUAAAUCUGUUUAGUUUGGAAAAACGGCGCCUGAGAGGGGAUAUGAUAGCAUUAUACAAAUAUAUUCGGGGCCAGUACAAACCUUUAUCUGGAAAUCUAUUCAUAAACAGGGCUAUACAUAGGACACAAGGUCACACAUUUAGGCUGGAAGAAAGGAGAUCUCAUCUAAGGCAAAGAAAAGUUUUUUUUUUACAGUAAGAGCAGGAUAUGGAAUUCUCUGCCUGAAGAGGUGCUUUUGUCAGAGUCAUUACAGAUGUUUAAACUGCAAUUGGAUAAAUACUUGCAAAAACAUAACAUACAGGGAUAUAAUUUUUAAUUAGUGGGGUAAUAGCUGCUUGAUCCAAGGAGACAUCUGACUGCUAUUUUGGGGUCAAGAAGGAAUUUUUUUCCUAGUUUGUGGCAAAAUUGGAAACGCUUCAGACUAGGUCUUUUGCCUUUUUUUUGGAUCAACAGCAAAAACAUAGGUGAGGAAGGCUGAACUUGAUGGACGCAAGUCUCUUUUCAGCUAUGUAACUAUGUAACCAAAGGUGCCCAAAAGGUAGAUCCCCAGAUGUUUUAAAACUACAGCUUCCAUGAUGCUUUGUCAUUCUAGAGGCAUACAAAGCAUGAGAGUUGUAGUGGGCAGCCCUGGGUUUAACGGUUUGAAAAUGGUUUAACAUUUCAGCAACUCCAGCCUCUAUAGUGGUGUCAUUGAGAUGCAGUAUGGGAGCUUGAUUCACCAGUGUCCCUCUUGUAAAUUAACCCCAUAGUGUGUAAAUAUUUAAAAUUUAAAAUCACAGGAAGUUGAAAAGAAAACUGCAAAACGUGGAAUAAAAUAGCCCAUCUGGAAAACUAGUUGAUUUUCCCAGUUUGGUUAUAUUGAAUUUGCAAUUCCUUUGCCAGUUAUCCACAAUUCCAAGUAUAGUGACUAAACCCCUAAUUUACUAGUUUCCUUAAAUUGCUGUCAAAGCCUGUGUGUAUUUUUUCAGGAUGUGCGAGUAUGUGGAUCACCUCCAUGAACAUUUUAAAUAUCCAGUAUCCAUCCAUCAUGCUGCAUACAUGCCACCAAAAGUAAGUAGUAAUUAUAUGUUUAUCAUUCUGCCACACUGUUCAAAUCAAAAUGUACAUCAAAUCUUUUAUUUGCUUCUUAAUGCCUUCCUGGCAUAACUCGAGAGCACUGAAACUGGGAUGUGGACUUAUAACAGACAUCUUUUACUCCUUCAUAAUAAUUCUUCUGCUUAUGUUCCCGUCCUCACAAAAAAAUUGUAAAAUUGUAAUUAAUUAAACCUUUGGUCCAGUGAAAUUGUACAAGUUUAGACAACUAACAUGCCAGCUCGCAUUAGUUUCUAUCACUUCCUAUUGGAAUGCAUUCAGUUUAUUUUUUACUCUUUCUCCAAUGCAAUCCUGAUGAAGCCAACUGAGCAAUCUAAUUGCUUGGAGAAAAUACAUGUGUCCCCCACUAAAAUACUGACAGAGAAAGAGAUUUAUGGGAAACACAGUUCCUGGCCCAGGUUUCAAAGGGCUGUAAUACAGAACCAGUACCACCAGGGGUGCCCAACAAGUAGAUUCUUAGAUGUUGUAGAACUACCCAUGACGCUUUGCAUGCCUUUAGAAUGCUUUAGCAUCAUGGAAGAUGUAGUUCUACAACAUCUGGGGAUCUACCUUUUGGGUAUUUGUGUCAUUUGUAUACAGCCGCAUGUAGAAAUAAAAAUACUGCCACAGAAAAUAAUAGGUGUAUAAAACAUUACUGUUAGACAAGACAACACAUUCUGAAAGUUCCCUCUUGAUGCCAACAGUAAUUGUAGCUGUGUUAUAGAACCUUUUUGUUACUUUAUAAAAACAAAUUACGAUUGUUCCAUCAUGAUAUCUUAUUUUUAUGUGUAUUUUUUUUAAUCUUAGGAUCCUGGCUACUCCACUGAAAUGAAAGAAGAGUCUGUAUUACAGUAUCAGUUCCCAGAUGGAGAAGUUUGGCAUCAGUUAAUUAUUGAUAAAAAAGUUGAAGUCUAA